GCAGUUUCCUCUGGGCGUCCAUUUCAGCAGCAGGCUGCAAUUAAUCAGCGGAGAAAUAAGGCGAGGAGGAGAAGGAGAAGCGAGGAAAGGAAGCAGGAGAAGAGGACCAGAAAGGGGACCAGAAGGGGUCCACCCCAUAGACCACCCUGCCAAGGCUCCCCGAGCGCGUUUCCCUUCCUGGGUGUGGGGCAGAGGAGCGUUUGCAAAGGAGCCUCCUGGCCUUUGGGAUCUGGGGAUUCUGCUUGUUUUUGAGAAAAUCUCUGCACCCCACAGAAGACCCUUGGCAGAUGUGAGUGGAUGGGGUGGCCGGGGGCUGCCACCCGGGUCCCUGGGGCAGGAGGGGCGCUGCCUGCUUGGGUGCGCCACCCUCUUCCUCCAUCCCUGCAAAGCCCACCUCGGGUGGGGCUUGCCCGGGGCUUCUGCCCAGAGCGGGCACCAAAGUCUCAUCCCCUCUCCAGCCCCAAAGCUAUGGCGAGAUUUCCCCCACCUCCAUUCCUUUCUGGGCCAGAAUCCCAGCUGGGCUGGAUCGCUCUGAGCCGGGCUUGAACCUCGCAGCUGGAGAAGCCUCUUCCAUCAGCUUUCGGGGGGACAUCUCCCUUUUCAGCCCCCCAAAUCUGGUUUUCCAUCCCUUGAAGCUUCCAGAAGGAGACACAGGAUCGAAGGAGAUCCCGUCGCAGCUUAGAGACAGAGAAAUAGAACGAGGUUUCUAAUAUAUAUGCAGUUGCCAGCAAGGAAUAUUAUAUAUCUCAGUGGGAUUUUUGCAGCGUCUUGAGCUCCCCUCCACUGAAAAAGGGGGAGAGGAUUUUGCUGUGGCUUUGAGGGCUUUGCAUGCCACCAAAGGCCAUGCAGUGAGAAGGAUGUCUCUGUCCAGACUGAACAGUUUCCUCAAUGGCUUCCUGGAGGACCCCUCUGAGACGGAGGCGGCAGGGGCAGGAGACAUGUCCGGGGUCCUCAAGCGCUUAGAGACGGGGACCGUCCUCACCCUCUUCUACCAGAAGAAAUCCCAGAGGCCCGAGCGGAGGAACUUCCAAGUCCGCUUGAAAAGCAGGCAGGUUGUCUGGAGCCGAACCCCAGAGAAGGUGGAAGGGGAUGGUGAGUUGGCCGGGGGCCUGCCGUGGUUUGGGGCGCUAUGGUUUGGGGUGGGGGGGGGGAAGGUGGGGUGGACCGAGAACGUGAGGUCUGGUGCAAGAUGCUGGAGAAGACUCCAUGGGUCUUUGCCGAGAGGGAACUAGUGUGGAGUUUGCUCAAAAGUGCUCUGCGCUGGGCCGCACUCUGACCCACUGGCCCAGGUUAGCGAGUGGAGGACACAGUGUUAGAAACUCAGAUGGAUUAGCUAGGUGCCAACUGCCUCCUUAAACCAGGGUUACAGUCGUUAAAACAGAAUGCCUGGUUGCUAAUUUGGGGCCAGGCAGCUUUUUCAAUACGACUCUUUGGUUCCUGAUUGUGCAGAUAAAAUAUUUAAUGGGUAGAAUUCUGCAGGGUGUGGUAUUUGUGUGUGAAAACAGUCCAAGGACCCCCAGGCAUGCACCUCCAGAUGGAGGAGACGUCAGGAGCCAUCCUGGUGCCUGGGCAUCGUCACUUGGUCGCAACUGGCCCAUAGCCAGGUGCAAAAUGCGCCUGGCGAAUUUCUAACCCUGGGAGGAUCUUGGCAACCCCAGUCUUAGCAGCCAUGUAUCCUUACGAUGUUGCACAUGUGUCCUUGGGGAAACCUGGCCACCAGGGCUGGCACACCAGGGAGUUGUGAGGGCGCUGGCAAUGGGCAGGGAAGUGUUGUUGAGUCAGUCAAACCUUGUGGGAUCUGAUGACACAGGUGAGGCUGUUCUGGAAGCUGUUAUUAUGAAGACCAUGGUAGGUUGAGUGGAGAUGUUCUGGCUUCUUCUGGCUUCUGUGGAUGCCUUAGUUCAGCCUUUCUCAACCUGUGGGUCCCCAGAUGUUGUUGAACAACAACUCCCAUCACCACUAACUAGCAAGGCCAGAGCUCAGGGAUGAUGGGAGUUGUAGUCCAACAACAUCUGGGGACCCAUAGGUUGAGAACCGCUGCCUUAGUUUAUUGGGAGAUGGAACCAUGAUUGUUUCCCCCAUUCAGCCCAAAUCCUGACACUGCUGUUCGUUUUGUAGACUUUCUCCAGAAGGAGCAGAGUGCAAGUGUGUGUUUGUGUAACGCAAUUUUAUACAUAAAAACUCGGGCACCUAGUCAGCUCCAGGUAUGCCUUGUUGUUUCUGAUGCCACACCCGGUCGCUUGAGACCAGAGCGCCUUCCACCAGCAUUGGCUGGUGGCUCAGUUACGACCCUAUCUGGACAGGGAUGACCUGGCUGCAGAAGUCUACACUGUGGUAGCUCCAAGAUUGGACUACUGCAGUGGGCUUUAUGUGGGGCUGCCUUUGAAGACUGUUUGGGAACUUCAGCUAGUGCAGAACGUGGCCAACCAACUGCUGGUGGGCUCCAGGGGAGCUGAUUAUAUAAAGACCAGUCCUAGCACAGUUGCACUGGCUGCUGGUACAUAUCUGAGCCCAGUUCAAGGUGUUGGUUUCUACUAAUAAAUCCCUGUGCGGUUCAGGACCCCAAUAUUUUUGAAGCACCAUUUUUUGGCUGGCAUCUACUUGGGCCCUACAGUUGAGUCCCUUUCGCAGGCGUUCCCUUUGAUGCUCUCACCUCAGUGAGGCCGUCUAGGUGCCAUCACUAACAUGCUUUUGGGAACCAGGUGUAAAAAUACCUGUUCUCCCAGAUAUUUGAUGGAUUGUGAUGAUUUUGCUGUCUCUGCUGCUGUUUUAUCUGGUCCGUUUUGUAGGUUGUUGUGAUAUACGGUUCAUUUGUGUUUAUUCUUAUCAUGAGCCCCACAGUGUUGUCAAGAUCGGGCAGGCUGUGACGCAGGAGAAGGAAGGUUAGGGAAUGGGGAAACCUGGGAGCUGCUGUCUCCCCUUUGUAUCCUGACUUCAGUCACUUUUGUAAGGGAAAUAAGGAUGCUAGCUCUCCCGCCCGACCCGGAGACAGCAUUGCUCACACUCUUGGCAUCCCCACAAGGGUAGAGACUCUUGUCCCACCUCAUCUGUAAAAGCCGGUGUGAGAGACAGGGAAACUCAUUGGGACAUCUUCAUUGCUUCCGUCCGGUUCUGAACUUCUUGCCCGCUCCAGAACUCCUGAAUCGCAAUUCCUAAGCAUGCCCAGACUGUACCGUUACUAGCCUGAGUAAAUAAUAAUAAUAAUAAUAAUAAUAAUAAUUUUUAUUUAUACCCCGCCCUCCCCAGCCAAGGCCGGGCUCAGGGCGGCUAACAAGCAAUAAUAAAAACAAGUUGAAUGAAUACAACUUAGAAACAAGAUUAAAAUACAACAUUAAAAUAUUGAAACAUUAAAAUAUUAAAAUGCAGCCUCAUCACAGUAAAGACCUCUCUCUUACAAGUAAAAGCCUUUCUUGACAUAUUUGGGUGGGAGUCAGGACAGUGCUCUUCACAUCUUGUUUUUGUUUUUUUUAAAAAAAAAUACUCAUUUUAUAACACAAAUAAAGAACACAAACAGAAAAACAAACAAUACAAACAGAUUCUUGUCUUAUCCUUAUUUUUCUAAACAUUGGGCUUCCCCAAGUCCCAUCUUUCUGAUUUUCAUUUUACUUCAUCUUUAGCAGUUUACAUAUAUCAUAAUUUCUAACCAUCUUUUUUAAAAUCACAUUUACUUUAACCAUAAAAAACUUCACAUUUUAUCACUUACAAAUAAUACUAUUUUAAAGCACACUAUCUUCUAACCCUACAGCCUAUAUCCACUUCCAAAGCUAUUCUAAGAUUUAAAUAUUAACAUAUUUUUUUCAAAUAUUCCUUAAAUGUGCUCUUCACAUUUUGUAAGACACUUCAAGGGUCCAUAUGUAGCAAGUGAUUAUUCAAGUGAAAUAAUAAUGGUGAUGACGAUGAUACCCCACAAAAAUGUAAAGCAAAAAAAAAUGUGUGAAAAUAAAAAAGUCAGUGCUACAGUUAAAAAAAUGGCAGCACAAACCACCUUUUGCCAACCUGGUUCUAUUCAGCGGUUUAGGACCAGGGGAGACCUGUAGCCAAGCAGCUCCUCUUUAUUUCAUGAGUCCCCUUUAUUUCAUACAGUUUCUGGAUCCACCAUUAUCUUUCUGGAAAGAUUCCUUUACCUGACCCAUGAGGAUAAAGGCAAAGGAUACCUGGACAGUUAAGUCCAGUCAAAGGCAACUAUGGGGUUCCAGCACUCAUCUCGCUUUUCAGGCCAAGGGAGCCGGUGUUUGUAUUCAGACAGCCUUUCCAGGUCCUGUGGCCAGCAGGACUAAACCACUUCUGGCGCAUGGAACACGUGACAGAAACCAGAGUGCACAGAAACGCCGUUUACCUUCCCACUGCAGCGGUACCUAUUUAUCUACAUGCACUGGUGUGCUUUGGAACUGCUAGGUUGGCAGGAUCUGGGACAGAGCAACGGGAGCUCACCCCGUCACGGGGGUUCGAACCGCCGACCUUCUGAUCGGCAAGCCCAAGAGGCUCAGUGGUUUAGACCACAGCGCCACCCAUGAAAUCAUCUGAUCUCUGUACACCUUCCUCUUUAUUUGCAAGUUACCCAGUUUUGGUCUCCCUGACAUUGCAGCUCAUCACCUGAGUCUCCUGUUAAUUUCCACCCAGGUCUCACUGAAAGUCUUCCCCCUGGCAUCUGGUUGGCCAGCUGUGGGAACAGGAGGCCGGACUAGGUGGGCCAUUGGCCUGAUCCAAUAUUAAGCCAUAUCUUUGCAGACCCAAGCAAAGUAGGUAGUGGACCCCCUCCCCAAUUGGGGGACACACUGGGAUGUCUCACAGAUGUGCUGUUCCAGCACAGGAUGUUGUGCUUUGCUCACAACGUCUGGCCCUAAUGCCUCCUUUUGUACUUGCAGAUGUGCUCUCGCUUUCCUGCCUCAAAAAUUCCUCAGCUUCCUUAUCUCCCACAAAUCAAAGAACAGACUCUCCAGUUCCUUAGAAUGAGCUUUAAGGGAAAACCCUGCCCAUCUCUUGACUUCCAGGACAUUGGUUGAGAUCAAGAACAUCCUAACGGCUCAAGGUUGGGCCACAGAAGGGCAGCGUGGCCUCUGCGAGGGGAGAGAAACUGAGGACACGGGGCUAAUGGAGGAGGGGGUUGAAUCAUAGAAUAAUAGAGUCAGAAGGGACCCUGGAAUCUCAGCUAAAGCAUCCAUGACAGAUGACCAUCCAACCUCUGGUUAAAGACCUCCAAGGCAGGAGAAGCCACAGCCUCUCGUGGGAGUCUGUUUCACCAUCAAAGAGCUCUUGCUCUCAGAAAGUUAUUCCUGAUUUAUUUUUUUAAUAUAUAUAUUAUUUUUUACCAAACACCAAAACACAAACAGUGAAACCCCCCAGGCGGCUGAUACAUUGAGUAUACAAUAUUCAAUAAUAUACAUAUUCAAUAACAUACAUAUUCAAUAAUAUUCAAUAAUAACAUAUUCAAAUUAACCAUAUGUACACUUCUACAGUGGUAACUCGGGAUGCGAACGGGAUCCGUUCCGGAGCCCCAUUCGCAUCCUGAACAGAACAUAAGACGCAAUAGCGUGCCUGCGCGUGCGCGGGUUGCAUUUCGCCACUUCCGCGCAUGCGCGUGACGUCAUUUUGAACGUCUGUGCAUGCGCGAGCGGCAAAACCCGAAAGUAACGCGCUCUGUCACUUCCUGGUCACCGCGGAGCGCAACCCGAAAGCAUUCAACCUGAAGCGUUUUUAUCCCGAGGUAUGACUGUAUAUACCUUAACACACCUCCUUCCACAAGGCUUAUUUAACUUUUAACAUUUUAAUUGCCCCAAAUUGUUCAAACCUACUCAAGGUUAGUGAGGUCAGUGAGAAAGAGGAGGAUUGCUUUGAGAAGAUAUUGAAUUAUUUGAGUUAUUCCUGAUGCUGAGUCGGAAUCGCCUUUCUUGGAGCUUGAAGCCAUGGGUUCGAAUCCUGCCCUCCGGAGCAGGAGAAAACAAGCUUGCUCCAUCUUCCAUGUGACAGCCCUUGAGAUAUUUGAAGAUGGCUAUCUUGUCUUCUCUCAGUCUCCUCUUUUCCAGACUAAAUAUACUCAGCUCCUCCAACCUUCCAGACCCUUGGUCCAUAGCUGUCAACUGUCUCUUAUUUGGCGGGAAAGUCCCUUAUCCCAGCACCGUGUCCCGCUGCUGUCCCUUAAAUUUCCCGGGUUUCAAAGGAAGCAGCUCCUCUCCCUUCCUCCCUGCCAGCCAGGGAGGAGGGAGGCUCCAUCUGUGUUGCUUGGCUGCGUUGCUCACCCAAUAAGGAGUCUAAGAACGACUGGGGGGUGGAGCUUGCAUGCCUUGUGCCGAUCAAAUUGGCCGUGUUGCCUGGGGACUCACCUUUGCUCAGUGCUUCCCAGCGGAGAGGUGACGGUGGUUUCCCUUGCUGCAUCCCCUUUGCCGGGUUGGUGCGCUGUGGGAACCACCGCUUGAGGCUUGCUUUGGCUGCUGGCUGGGCUUUCUGCCCUUGGGUCGGAGGGGCUCAGAAGUUGAACAUACCUGUGCUCUGAAAAUCCCUUAUUUUGGCUGCUGAUCUCUUAUUUUCGAGGCUGCUGGUCCCUUAUUUUCAAAUCUGUAAGUUGACAGCUAUGCCUUGGUCAUCUUGGUUGCCCUCCUCUGCACGCCUUCCAGCUUGUCAGCAUCCUUGCCCUAGAACAGGACACGGGACUGCAGGCUCACUGGCAAGCGAAGGGAUAGAAGCAAGGGCAAGGACCGCAGCUCAGUGUUAGAGCAGCUGCUUUGCAUACAGAAGUCCCAGCUGCAGUCCACAGCAUCUCCAGGGCGGGCCAGGAAUGUCCCUAGGUGGAAACCCUGGAGAACAGCUGCCGGUCAGUGCACAGAGAGGGUGGCCAAUGUGCUGCCCUCCAGAUGUUUCAGACCACAGUCCCCAUUGGACCCCAGCCAAAAUGACCGAUGGUCAGGGAUGAUGGGAGUUGUCGUCCUAUUGGCUACUCUGGCAUGGGCAAAGCUGAGCUAGACAGACCAAUGGUCAGACUCUGUCGGAGGCAGUUAAUAAUAAUAAUAAUAAUAAUAAUAAUAAUAAUUUAUUAUUUAUACCCCACCCAUCUGGCUGGGUUUCCUCAGCUACUAUGGGUGGCUCCCAGCAAAAUACCAAAAUACAAUAAUUCAUCAAAUAUUAAAAGCGUCCCUAAACAGGACUGCCUUCAGAUGUCUUCUAAAAGUCAGAAAGUUGUUUAUUUCUUUGACAUCUGGUGGGAGGGCAUUCCACAGGGCGGGUGCCACCACCAAGAAGGCCCUCUGCCUGGUUCCUUGUAACCUGACUUCUUGCAGUGAAGGAACAGUCAGAAGGCCCUCGGAGCUGGACCUCAGUGUCUGGGCUGGAUGAUGGGGGUGGAGACACUCCUUUAGCUCUACUGGGCCGAGGCCAUUUACGGCUUUCAAGGUCUUCACCAACACUUUGAAUUGUGCCUGGAAACGUACUGGGAGCCAAUGUAGGUCUUUCAAGACUGGUGUUAUGUGGUCUCGGCGGUCGCCCCCAGUCACCAGUCUAGCUGCCGCAUUCUGGAUUAAUUGCAGUUUCCGGGUCACCUUCAAAGGUAGCCCCACGUAGAGCGCAUUGCAGCAGUCCAAGCGGGAGAUAACUAAAGCAUCCUUCUGCCUUUCCCCCUUACAGCAUGCUUCUCUGCCUAAGAGGCACAUCAAGAGAGGGAGGGCAGGGCUGACCUUUGCUUUGGUGCGGUUGAGAGGAUUAAAAGCUGCCCCAUACAAGUGGGGAACAGGGAGGGGACCAGCCCUACAACAGGGAGGUCAGAUCAAUCUGACAACCGGCAAAUCGGACUUCCCAGAGAACUGAUAUAAUCCCCGGCGGAGAGGGAGCGAGGGAAGGGAAGCGGGGAGGGUGCAGGCAAACUCUUCAAGGCCAAAUCUUGUCCCUUUGCAACAGAGGCUCCGUUUGGGGGAGUCCAUAUGGGGGGACCCCAUUUGGCUUACCAGGAGUCAAACUCCUGCAAGGCAAAGUGGGGUGCAGGGUGGAGGCCCUGUGCUAUAAAGGAAGAGAGGGAUCGUUUCGGUGAAAGAUUUGUUUCCUUGCAAGUGGGCUCCCUCUCCCUUCUUGGGAACGUGAUCUACUUGAUCUACGUGGCAUAAACAUGCAGAUCAGAAAGGCCUGGUUUGAAAAGGGGGGCUUGCAGCCGAGGAGUGGGUGGGAAGGCAAAACGGAGCAGAGCCACAAAUGCCUUUUGGAAAUCCUGCUCUCCUCGCAAAGGCCUUUGCCAAAGUGUGCAGCUGACCUGUUGUUCUGGGUGGCUAGGAAAGAUUGCAAUCUGGAAAGCCACCCUGUGCCUUUAAGUGGGAGGAAAGGGGGAGGGCACAGGUUUGCAUAACAUUUACAUAUGCUAAAUUUCAACAAAGAGGUGCAAAUUUAGAAAUAAAGACUGCAACUUAAAAUAAGGACACAAUUCAGCUCACACUAGUAGGAAGAAGACUGUGACUAGGUGACCUGCUCAGUUUGUAGAGAAUUUUUUAAAAACUUUACAGAUGUGGUACUCAGGAUUUGAAAGGAGUUUGAAAAGAAGAGGGAAAGCAGAAAAUGCUUCCUUGCAGUGUGUAAGUGGGGUCACUACUGUAAAUUCUGGGAUGGCAAGCAAAACGUCACUCAAAACUUUCAGCAAGCAAAGCUUGCCUUGACCUAAUGGUGCCAUUUCAAGAGCUCUGUAGCCAGUCAGAUAUCUCCUUCCCCUGGCCUGCCACUAAAAGGAUAAGGUGCGGCGCUCAUCUCACUUUUCAGGCCGAGGGAGCUGGUGUUUGUCCACACAGCUUUCCGGGUCAUGUGGCCAGCAGGACUAAACCACUUCUGGCACAACAGAACACCGUGAUGGAAGCCAGAGGGCAUGGAAACGCCGUUUACCUUCCUGCCGCAGCGGUACCUCUUUAUCUACUUGCACUGGUGUGCUUUCGAACUGCUAGGUUGACAGAAGCUGGGACAGAGCAACAGGAGCUUACCCCGACGCAAGGGUUCGAACCACCAACUUUGCUAUUGGCAAGCCCAAGAGGUUUGGUGGUUUAGACCACAGCACUACCCGCAUCCCUACUUAAAGGAUAGACAGGGGUCAGCAACUGAAGUUCCCAAACUGCAGGUCUUGGUGGUAAAACAAAAAGAGAAGCAAUUAGUUCAGGGAAGUUUUUAAUGUGUGACAUUUUAAUGUAUUUUUAAUCUUUGUUGGUGCUGACCUUUAAAGCCCUAAACGGCCUCGGUUCUGUCUGCCUGAAGGAGCGUCUCCACCCCCAUUGUUCUGCCCGGACACUGAGGUCCAGCUCUGAGGGCCUUCUGGCAGUUCCCUCCCUGUGAGAAGUGAGGUUACAGGGAACCAGACAGAGGGCCUUCUCGGUGGUGGCGCCUGCCCUGUGGAACGCCCUCCCACCAGAUGUGAAGGAAAUAAGCAGCUAUCUUAUCUUUAAAAGACAUCUGAAGGCAGCCCUGUUUAGGAAAGUUUUUAAUAUUUAAUGCAGUAUUGUUUUAACACUCGAUUGGGAGCUGCCCAGAGUGGCUGGGGAAACUCAGCCAGAUGGAUGGGGUAAUAAUAAUAAUAAUAAUAAUAAUAAUAAUAAUAAUAAAUUGCUGUUGUUGUUGUUAGGAUCUCUAGGUUGCCAAGUCCUUUCUGGCCUGACGCUCCUGUGCUUUAAACUGGCAAGGAUGCCCUGCAGGAAACAGGGAACUACCUGCUGGCUUCCUUUUUCACGCUGGUGUUUUCCGAAUGAGAAACCUCAUUCAGUUAGUCCUCAGCAGUGCCUGCAGACCCCAUCACUCUCAGGCGCCUGCCUUCAGGGUAAGCAAGCCUGAGAGGUUUUUUAAUGGCCACCUGUCAUGGGUGCUUCAGUUGCAUUUCCUGGGGGUUGGGCUAGAUGACCUUUGGGUUCCUUUCCAACUCUGCGAUUCCAGGAUUCUAUGGUUCUUCCCUCUUCCCCCUGCCCCUCCCGAGACAUGACGAUGGCGUGGCUUCCGUGUGGGAUGAAACACUGUGGUUGCGGUGGGAUGCUGCCGCCACAGGCAUCCAAACGCCCAGGGUCAGAGUUCCAGGAAAAGCAAUCUCUGCCGGCCCCUUGCAGCUUGCGCUGCGGUCCCUCCUAAUGCAGAACGGAAGCUCCCGCUUGCUGCUUCCAACACUGCUAAAAGCUUUGGGGUCGUGCCCUUCUGCAGCGCCUGGUCGGACGCCACAUCCGCGAGGGAAGCGGCUGUGUGUGCUCUCUGCCUCUGAAGCACCCUUGUUGCAGCCGGGGGGGUGGUGUGGGGUGACUCACUCCCCGUUAAGGCUCUUUGCACCGGGAGUCCCUUUGCCAAAUCCUCUCUGAGCUGAGAGUGGCCCCACGUCCCACUUUCUCCUGCCCCAGCUCCUUGUGAGUGAGUAAGGGGUGGAUAGAGAGAGCGUGAUCCUGCCAGAAAUAUAAUAAAUAACCCAGGGCAAGCGUGCUUUGGAGGGGGUUUGUGGUCUCGUCCGGCUCUGCAGCCAUUCGCGGCCGGGUGAGAUUCCUCUCUUAGCGCAGGCUCUCUGCAAAUAUGUCAGGGGAACUGGAGAACAGAGAGCUCCUUUGGUUAAAAGCCAGCCUGGGGACAAAUUUGCUCUUAGUAGGUAUCAGCUGGAGAUUAGCAGACUUGUGUUUGUGCUCAAGGAAGGCUUCCGUAUCUAUCUCUAUUUUUCCUGCACACCUCCAUUGCCAACAGCACCUUGAAUUGUGUUAACCCAGCUGUGAUUCCUGCAUGUUUCUUCUUUUUUUACGUUUCCCUUUUCCAGUCAGUCUUCUGAUUCCCAAGCAUCAAACCAUAGCCUUCCCUUUUUUUGUGGGAAAUUCCCUUAUUCCAGCGCCGUUUCCCGCUGCUAUCCCGGAUUGUUAGAUAUCCCGUAGACUGUCCCCGGGACAGGUGAGGCUGCUGAUCCCUUAUUUUUGAGGCUGCUGAUCCCUUAUUUUCAAAUCUGAAAGUUGACAGCUAUGCAUCAAACACAGCAACCCGUGUUUUUCAGUGAUAAUAACCCUUUAACUCUCCCAGAACGUCAUGUGCAGACCUGAACAAGUGCGCAACAAAAACACCCAUCUAUUGCUGAUUCUUUUUCUUCUUCUUCCUCUUCUCCUUGGCUAAUCUGCUCCGCAAGGCCAAUGAGUCUGAAUUGCAUUCAUGUUUUCUCCCCGGCCUCCUUCCUUGCCUAUUGGCUCAGCCCUGCCCAGAGGCCGCCGGCGCCCUGCGUGUUGGACAAAGGAGAACUUUAUUUGUGGCUAGAUAAAUAAACCGUUGGUUUUUGGCAGCUGCGAGCCCCUCGGGUGCUGGGAGGGCACAGGGCUAUUCAAAGAUUAGCUGCGUGACUGGCAAAUCCCUUCUGGGCUCCGGCGGGGAUUUCCUCUUUAAAAGGGCAGUCAAAUGGACCCCAACGUGGAAGGGAGAUCCUUUGCCCCAAGGCAAGCAGGAGGCCCAGGGCCUUCUGGAUCGUGGCCCCCUGAUAUCCUUAACCUCCUUUGCUGAAACUGGAGUUGUGGGUGGAUGAUAGCUUUUCCAGACAGCUGGGUUUUUGUUAUGCAUGCCUGUAGGGAGUGUGUAGUUGUUGUUGUUUAGUCGUUUAGUCGUGUCUGACUCUUCGUGACCCCCUGGACCAGAGCAGGCCAGGCCCUCCUGUCUUCCACUGCCUCCCUCAUGCUGGUAGCUUUGAGAACACUGUCCCACCAUCUCAUCCUCUGUCAUCCCCUUCUCCUUGCGCCCUCCAUCUUUCCCAACAUCAGGGUCUUUUCCAGGGAGUCUUCUCUUCUCAUGAGGUGGCCAAAGUCUUGGAGCCUCAGCUUCAGGAUCUGUCCUUCCAGUGAGCACGCAGGGCUGACUUCCUUCAGAAUGGAGAGGUUUGAUCUUCUUGCAGUCCAUGGGACUCUCCAGAGUCUCCUCCAGCACCAGAAUUCAAAAGCAUCAGUUCUUCGGCGAUCAGCCUUCUUUAUGGUCCAGCUCUCACUUCCAUACAUCACUACUGAGUGUAGGUCUGUGAAAGCAGUCAAGAUCAAAGCAUGCCACCUUGAGCUCUUGGAGAAAAAGUGGGGUUUAAAUGUAAAAAUAAACAAUCUCUUGCAGCAGCAAAACCCCAUUGUUUGAGCAUGGUGGAUGUUCCCUGUGGGCUGUGAGGUCUUCGCCGCCACCCAGCAAAAAAACAACAGCAAUGCAACUUUCUUGAGUCUUUCUUCCUAAGAAAGAGGUCUUCCAAAACAGCUGUGCCCCAAGAUAUUUUGGGCACAAGCUCUGCAGUGCCAUCUCUCGGGUUGUGCUGCCGGUGUGUUUGGCUACGCACGUCCAGCUGUGAGAAGGGCAAACAUGGAAAAUGGGACAAAAAUGGUAGGUAGCCCCUGUUGGACUGUUUCAGGUGAAGAGAUCUCCUCUGAGGCUACAUUGGAGAGAACGUUAAGGAACCAGGGUCGUUCCGGCAUAUGCGUAGGACUUGUGAAAAAGUUUUGGACUUUGGCCUUUGCAGAAAUUGCUAAAAUGGAGCAAUGGAGAUUGUCGUUUCAAACCUCCUGUUGGGCAUCUUCUUGUAGCUGGUUGCUCAACACUGGGAGGACCCAAAGGGAGCCAUGUUAGCUAACUGGCAUAAGACAGCUUGACGAGUCACUUUGGUGGAAAAAUUAACAACCGUCGACUUCCAUCUAAAGGAAGAAAGCGUGGAUACUCUUUAGCGGGAGACUAGCACCGUUUCAUUCUUUAAGCAAGCAAAGGUGAUAUACAGGGACAUCUCCCGGCAGAAUGCAAACCUUUCUGGCUGCUAUGAAAUCCAUAGAUUUGAAUUUUAAUACAGUGGUACCUCGUAAGACGAAUGCCUCGCAAGACAAAAAACUCGCUAGACGAAAGGGUUUUUUGAGCUGCUUCGCAAGACGAUUUUCCCUAUGGGCUUGCUUCGCAAGACGGAAACGUCUUGCAAGUUUGUUUCCUUUUUCUUAACACCAUUAAUACAGUUGCGACUUGACUUCGAGGAGCAACUCAUAGAACGCGGUGUGGUAGCCUUUUUUGAGGUUUUUAAAGACUUUGGUGAUUUUUGAAGCUUUUCCAAAACUUUCCCGACACCGUGCUUCGCAAGACGAAAAAAAUCGCAAAACGACAAAACUCGCGGAACGAAUUAAUUUCGUCUUGCGAGGCACCACUGUACUUCCUAAUGGAUUGAACUGACAGAUUCGUGGGUUUCUUGGGAAGGCAGUCUCUAGUUUUCUUAAGCGCUGUUUGGUGGUGGAACGGACUCCCUGACAUUGGUGGCCUCUCCUUCCUUGGAGGUUUCUCAGCAGAGCUUGGAUGGCCGCCUGUCAGCUGUGCUUUAGCAUUGCGGGGGGGUGGGGGUGGACUGGAUGACCUUUGGGGGACCCUAUGAUUCCAUGACUCCUCUGUGGGAGGAGGAAGAGGGGGCUGUUUUGUAUUACUAAAACCCAGUCGUUAAAGAAUUAUACAGUGGUACCUUAGUUCUCAAACGCCUUGGUACUCAAACAACUUGGAACCCAAACACCAGAAACCUGAAAGUAUGUGUUCCGGUUUGCGAACUUUUUUCAGAAGCCAAACGUGCUCCGCUUUAAGUGUAAUGCUUUUGAUUUGAGUGCCACACUUCCAUUUUGAGUGUUAUGCUGAGGUCUGUCUGUUUUUGCUAUUUAUUUUGCGUUUUGUGUUUUUCCGGCUCUUUUUUAAAUUUUUGUGACUGUGUGGAACCCAGUUCAGCUACUGACGGAUUGAUUGUGUGACUGCGGUUCAUCGCUUAUUGUUUUCAUUUUAUGGAUCAACGGUUUUGUUAGAUAGUAAAAUUCAUGUUCAAUUGCUGUUUUAGGGGUUGUUUUCAAAAGUCUGGUACAGAUUAAUCUGUUUUGCAUUACCUUCUAUGGGAAAACGUGCCUUGGUUUCGGAACACUUUGGUUUUGGAAUGGACAUCUGGAACGGAUUAAGUUUGAGAACCAAGGUGCCACUGUAAAAGGAAAAAGAAAAGGGACGAGAUGAAAGCGCACCCGAUCCAAGGGCAGGAAAGGCUGCCUUGCGCUGAGUCAGGCUCCUCAUCCGCCUUGCAGACGAUAGCGUCCGCUCCGACAAGCAGCGGCUCUGAGAGUUUCAGACAGGAGUCUUUCCUGGCUGUACCAGAGACGCCAGGAAGUGUGCCGGGGUCUUUCUGUGUCGCUGUCAGUGCGCAGGGUCUGCACAGCCACAGCACCAGAAAUGUUGCUGUGGAUGUUGCUGUGGACGGUAAUUUUUUUUUUUAAAUGAUGAAAAAUUUAUGAAGAUGUGGCCAUUUGUUUACAAUUUCGUUGACUAGACCAGGAAUAUUACUUGCACCCGAGGAGUACAUAUAGCUCAAUGAGGAUCAAAUUUGGUGGAAACCAUGUUUUUUAAAGAAAUAGUGGCUUAUGAGCAAUAGCGGCUUUCUCGCAAGCAUACAUCUUUUUUAAGAGUAGAAUAAGAAGAUGGAGAAGUUUUAAUUAUAAUGAUAAUUUAAUUAUAAAUAAUAGUCAAAGCUGUCUACUUAAAAAUAGAUUUUUAAAUACAUUAUUGAACUAUUAAAAAUUGUAGAAUACAUUUUAAAAUGAAUAACGUAUUUAUUGUAAAAUGUAUUUAAAAUUAUAAUACUGUACAUCACGGGUGUCAAACACAAGGACCGCGGGCCGAAUCCGGCCCGCCAGACCUCGUCAUGUGGCCCGUGGCAUCAAGGGCGAGGAAGUGAGCUUCUCGUCCUUUUUACUGGUCCCGACCCAGAUUUUAGGGUCCACACUCCGGCGGAGGCUUUCUGCCUUUCUAAAAAGUGACCCACGCGAACAGCCUUCCCUGCCUGCUUGCAGACAGGGCGCUGCCUACCGGCCGGUCCCGCAACUUUGGCCUGCCUCGCGGGCCGGGCAAAGAGGCUUUCUGCUCGCUCGGUCCAGUCCGGGACUCGCUGCGGAGGAGGCGGUCCCGCCAAGCCGAGCUCGGAGCCGGCUGCCUCCGCCCCUCAGAGCCUUCCAGGCGCGGCUGCUCGAGGGGGCGGGUCGCGCGUGGCAACUUUUGGAGCCCGAGAGAGCCGUGGAGGCUGGCAGCGAGGGCAGGGAGCGAGAGCCACUCUUGGGACGCCGCUCGCUCACUCACACGGGCCGCAAGAAGAGGCCACUGCGGCGUUGCAGCUGGCAAGGAGAUGGGCGCGGGCGGCGGGGCUAGGGGCUGGCUGGGGGUCGCUCUGGUGGGUAAGUAGCGGGGCCAGCAAGCGGGGAAGGGAACGGCGGAGGCGAGUGGAGAGCGGGGACCCGGCGCAGGUCCUGCUGCAGGGCGGUGCGCCCCGGCUGGGCUGGGAGAGGCGAAGCUGCUGCCGGUUCAGCUGCGCAGAGUGGGGUGGAGGGAGGCGGGCGGGCGGGCGGUGUGCCACACCACAAAGCAGGGGCGCCUCCCACCCCGAAGAGGACCGCGCCAGCAUCUGGGCAGCUGGAGCAAAGUGGGAGCCUGCCAGCAACUUGGCUGCGGGAGCCUGGCUACGAAACACCGCCUCCCUCCCCACGCCAACACAUCGGCUUUCUCCGGGCCAGAGGACUUGGCGGAUAGCCCCCUUCCCAGGAGCAACUGCAGCAGCUCGGGGCCCCAGCAGGACAUCCUGGCCACCCGCGCCCGCAGUGCCGCUGGGGCUCCCUUGCAAGGAAGAAACUGCUGCUGUCCAAACUGCAGCUCCGUAUCCUCCGACUCCUGAGUGCGGCGGCAGGGCGGGGGGAGGCAACAUUUGCUUCUGCUCUGCUCUGUUGGGACAGGCUCCUGUCUCCUCCCCGUUGGAGCUCCAGUCUGCCUGGAAGCCCAUCUCGUCAUCUUUUUAAAAAAUCAUUAUUAUUUCUUCUUCUAUUCUUAUUUAAAAUCGUACUGGAUUAGGUAUAUUAAAUAGUGUAUAGGUUCAAGACAACACACACCAGUGCCUAUGGAAAAAUAACUUUGAAAAAGUCCUACAGAUACAACCAGCCCUUUGAGGGUGACCAAACUGCUGAUGCGGCCCCCGAUGAAGUUGAGUUUGACACCCCGCUGUACAUUAUUAAAAACAUUACGUUAUAUACUUACUUAUUUAUAAGACUUCACUUAUCCCCAGGGACCCAGGCGGUGCUGUGGGUUAAACCACAGAGCCUAGGACUUGCCGAUCAGAAGGUCGGCGGUUCGAAUCCCCGCGAUGGGGUGAGCUCCCGUUGCUCGGUUCCUGCUCCUGCCAACCUAGCAGUUUGAAAGCACAUCAUAGUGCAAGUAGAUAAAUAGGUACCUCUCUGGCAGGAAGGUAAAGGGCGUUUCCGUGCGCUGCUCUGGUUUGCCAUAAGUGGCUUAGUCAUGCCGGCCACAUGACCCAGAAGCUGUAAACCGGCUCCCUUGGCCAGUAAAGCGAGAUCAUAGAAUCAUAGAAUCAUAGAGUUGGAAGAGACCACAAGGGCCAUCGAGUCCAACCCCCUGCCAAGCAGGAAACACCAUCAGAGCACUCCUGACAUAUGGUUGUCAAGCCUCUGCUUAAAGACCUCCAAAGAAGGAGACUCCACCACACUCCUUGGCAGCAAAUUCCACUGUCAAACAGCUCUUACUGUCAGGAAGUUCUUCCUAAUGUUUAGGUGGAAUCUUCUUUCUUGUAGUUUGGAUCCAUUGCUCCAUGUCCGCUUCUCUGGAGCAGCAGAAAACAACCUUUCUCCCUCCUCUAUGUGACAUCCUUUUAUAUAUUUGAACAUGGCUAUCAUAUCACCCCUUAACCUCCUCUUCUCCAGGCUAAACAUGCCCAACUCCCUUAGCCGUUCCUCAUAAGGCAUCGUUUCCAGGCCUUUGACCAUUUUGGUUGCCCUCCUCUGGACACGUUCCAGUUUGUCAGUGUCCUUCUUGAACUGUGGUGCCCAGAACUGGACACAGUACUCCAGGUGAGGUCUGACCAGAGCAGAAUACAGUGGCACUAUUACUUCCCUUGAUCUAGAUGCUAUACUCCUAUUGAUGCAGCCCAGAAUUGCAUUGGCUUUUUUAGCUGCCGCGUCACACUGUUGGCUCAUGUCAAGUUUGUGGUCAACCAAGACUCCUAGAUCCUUUUCACAUGUACUGCUCUCAAGCCAGGUGUUCCCCAUCUUGUAUUUGUUCCUCUCAUUUUUUUUGCCCAAGUGCAAUACUUUACAUUUCUCCCUGUUAAAAUUCAUCUUGUUUGUUUUGGCCCAGUUCUCUAAUCUGUCAAGGUCGUUUUGAAGUGUGAUCCUGUCCUCUGGGGUGUUAGCCACCCCUCCCAGUUUGGCGUCAUCUGCAAAUUUGGUCAGGAUUGCCCUUGAGUCCAUCAUCCAAGUCGUUGAUAAAGAUGUUGAAUAAGACCGGGCCCAAGACAGAACCCUGUGGCACCCCACUAGUCACUCUUCUCCAGGAUGAAGAGGAACCAUUGAUGAGCACCCUUUGGGUUCGGUCAGUCAGCCAGUUACAAAUCCACUGAGAUGAGCGUCGCAACCCCAGAGUCGGCCACGACUGGACCUAAUGGUCAGGGGUCCCUUUACCUUUACCUUUAUCCCCAGGGUCAAAAAAGAUGGGGUACAUUAUCUACCUGGCCCAGGCCUCUGCCUGGCUCUGCAAGGCCCUGUGUGGACCCACACGGAUGGUGGCAAGUAGCUGUGACCCCUGUAUGUGGUUUCUCCCCACCCUCCCUUCCCAGCUGGUCCGCCAGCCUCUUAAUUCUCUUUCCUGCCCUCUACCUGCUGCGAUCUGUCGGAGCCCAGCUGCAGAAGGAAUUUGUUGCUGGAAAUCCCGGGAACUGGCCAGUUUCCUGCCUGUUUGUGCUGGACAAUAACUUCAAGUCUGCUGACAUCGUUCUGGUUGUCGUCCCCACCCCAAUGCCUCUGCGUGGCGGCCUCUCAGUGACUUUGGUUGGGAGAACUUAAUUUGUAGUGAGAUGACAUUUGCGUUAAAGGAGAUUCUGACCUAAGGGUCACCCAAUUCAACCCCCCUGCAAUGCAGGAAUGACUAUCCAUCAACCUACGAGUUCUCAGCUGUGCAGGAUAGAUUUGCACGCAGGAGAACUUUCCACGGGGUUGUAACUUUUGAUGCUUGUUUUACCCACCCAUGAAAGCUCACUGAGAGAUAAAGAGCGUUUCUACUGUGUUGAGGAAUAUAGCUUUCUGCUGCAAAUGAAGGCAAGGUUUCACCUUUGCCAGGAAUAGAACUCCCCCCCCCCUCUUUUUUAUACUGCUAAUAUGUCAAAGACAGCAUCUUAAAAAGUAGAGACAUCACCUUGCCAACAAAGGUCUGUAUAGUUAAAGCUAUGGUUUUCCCAGUAGUGAUGUAUGGAAGUGAGAGCUGGACCAUAAAGAAGGCUGAUCGCCGAAGAAUUGAUGCUUUUGAAUUCUGGUGCUGGAGGAGACUCUGGAGAGUCCCAUGGACUGCAAGAAGAUCCAACCUCUCCAUUCUGAAGGAAAUCAGCCCUGAGUGCUCACUGGAAGGACAGAUCCUGAAGCUGAGGCUCCAAGACUUUGGCCACCUCAUGAGAAGAGAAGACUCCCUGGAAAAGACCCUGAUGUUGGGAAAGAUGGAGGGCACAAGGUGAAGGGGACGACAGAGGACUAGAUGGUGGGACAGUGUUCUCGAAGCUACCAGCAUGAGUUUGACCAAACUGUGGGAGGCAGUGGAAGACAGGAGUGCCUGGCGUGCUCUGGUCCAGGGGGUCACGAAGAGUCGGACAUGACUAAACGACUAAACAACAAAAAAUAUGUCAAAGUGUAAAAUUCCACAUUCCGCAAUUUGAAAUUUCGCUUUGAACAGUUUGGCGAGGAGAGAUGGUUAUGCACUUUGCAGAAUAUGUUGGUUAAAAUAUUCGUAAGCAUUGCAGUUCAUUCUGAAUACAAACCUGAAUUCUUACAUUUAGAAUAAAGUUAAAUUAUUUGGGGGAUUAGUGUUGAAAAGUAUUUUGAAAAGACAUCAGAAUCGCUUGCAUGUCCCGUCCCCCCCCCAGUAUAUUUGAAGGGUGCUUUGAAGAAAGUUAUUUUGGAGUUAGUGAUGGAUCUUCUAACUGCAGCCAAAAUUAUGAUUUUCAUCCAUUGGAAGAAGGCAGUCUCGGCCCUUGAUGGAAUGCGAUGGCUACCUUAGUGAAAUUAAUACUUUUAAGGUCAUCAGCUGGCUGAAAACGACCGUGGUGAACAUAUGCGCUAUACAUUUAAUGUGGUAUCAUUCCGCUUUAAAUAGUCAUAGCUCCCCCCAAAGAAUUCUGGGAGCUGUAGUUUGUUACGGGUGUGGAGAGCUAUUAGGAGACCCCUAUUCCCUGUCACAGAACUACAAUUCCCAGAGUGGUUUAACGGUCAAUCCUCUUCCCAGGUAACCCUGGGAAUUAUAGCUCUGUGAGGGGAAUAGGGGCCUCAGCACCCUUAACAAACUACAGUUCCCAGAAUUCCUUGGGGGAAGCCAUGACUGUUUUAAAGUGGUAUGAUACUGCUUCAAAUGUAUAGGGACCCUAGUCCUUAGCUGCAAGGUUUUGGAAUCAAUAUUUUCAGGGCAACAUUAGACUUUCUGUAUUAUAUAAUAGAUCCUGCAGGGUUGUGUGUGUGUGUGUGUGUGUGUGUUGUUUUUAAAGUCGCACAAGUCAGAAUUCUUUCACAGGGCGAGAUUCCAGAGAAUGGAAUUACAAGAAGCCUGCGUUUAGCUUAACAGAGAAGACUGUCUGACUUGUAUGCAUUGAUACAUGAUGAAAUAAACAUGUCUGCAAUGAGAUCAUCAAUUUACAUAAUUAGAAAACUUAUCCUCCGCCCACCCAGUGCUUUUGCAUUGCUCAGUGAAGCUUAUAAUUUUUUUUUAAGAGCACACACAAUCCCAUCAGCGACAUAAAACAUAAACUUGGAAACAGGCUUGGCAUACAUCUGCGUCUGAAUUUAUGCAAUCUUUGACGACGUCCCAGUUAGCAAGAUCAGGGAAGGAGUGCAAGAGACAAUCUAAUUAAAUUUCAGUUAUUUUCCUCACUGGUUUUUCAGGGCUAUAGCCACGUUCAGAGUAGACCCAUUGAACUUAAUGAGCCUAAGCUAGUCAUACCCAUCAGUUUCAGUGAGUUUACUCUGAGCGUGAUGACUGUUGGAUACAGCGCAUGGCGUCCCUUUCUGUACUCAUAGACAACAAGGAGUCUUGUGAUACUUCAGAGAUUAACCAAGUUAUUGUUAUGGGUCUUUUGUGAAUGGAUGCAUGAAAUACCAUCUUUGGUUGGCAUUGCAUUUCUAUAGCCACAAAACCCGAGAGGUACAAUCCUGUGUAAAGCUUAAGCAUAGGUACAAGAAAAGUGUCACAUUUAUGAUUUGGUGGAGUUGUUAUUGAUAACAGGAAAUGACUAUACAUUUGCACACAUGGUGGAAAAUAGGAAACUGCCUCAUUUUGAGCCAGACUAUUGUUCCACCUAGAUCAAUAUUGUCUACACGGACUGGCACCUCUCCAGGGUUUCAGUCAGGGAGCAUGCAAAAGAGAUGCUCUUCUGCUGAGCUGCUUAAAAACCUCCGAGGAAGGAGAGUCUACCACAGGCUUCCUCAACCUUGGCCCUCCAGAUGUUUUGGGACUACAACUCCCGUCAUCCCUGACCACUGGUCCUGCUAGCUAGGGAUCAUGGGAGUUGUAGGCCAAAAACAUCUGGAGGGCCAGAGGUUGAGGAAGCCUGGUCUACCAUCUCUCAAGGGAGUCUGUUCCGCUGUCGAGGGACUCUUUCCGUCAGAAAGUUCUUCCCGAUGUUUAGUCGAAAUCUCCUUUUUUGUGUGUGCCUUUUUAGUGGGGCUGGGGGGGGAGGGUGGUCAAUUUCUGGGCACCUGGGAGAGUCCAAAGUCGCCCCCAGAAGGUGGUGCCCACAGACCUCUGGCUCUGCAGAAAGCUCACCCCUCCAAGCCGUCUCCUAGUCCAAGACCGCAGAGCCGGAAACCACCCCAUAAUAACCCCCCUGGCUGCGGCUGCUUCAAAGAGCGUAAUGAGAGUCGUGCUGGAAAGGUGGGCAGGCUUUGUGUUUAAAUGGCCCCUUGUCGGCAGACAGCUGUAAUUUGAACCGAUGAGAUCAAACUACUCUUGAGGCGGAGGACAGUCAGGCAGGAGAAGGAAAACCAAACAGGCUGGAGGUUAAGGCGAGAGUUUUGGGCUUUGUCAAUUUGGCCAAAGGCUGCCCUCUGUCUCCUUUGCGGAUGAGGGCACCUCUCUUUUAAACAGGUUUGAGGUUGGUUUAAGUGUCAUGGCUGCUACCCCUGCCCAAAAUGUGUAUACUGUAUAAACCCCAUGGAAUUGGUUUAUUUUUGAAAUGGUUGAGAAUUAUUUGCUGCAGACCCCCUAAGCCAGCUGCUGUGGGAGCAAACGUACAAAGAUCCACACGGAUACAGAGUUUGAAACAGCCGUGUGCCAAAAGUCUCCCUUGUGGUGCAGUGCUGGAAACAAUCGCUGCAUAACGUGACCCAGGUCUCUGGGUGUGAUGGUUUCUGGAAACUUGUGUCAGACUCCGGAAAUCCCCAAAAGUACACUCGGUCCUAUUUAUAACACGGGAGGAAACGAAAUAGCCUUGUUCCUGGGGGCGUAAGUGGCCUUCCAGUGAUGUUCCCAAAUGUGAUGGAGGGAAUAAGACAGGAGUUGUUGACCCCAUGGCUUAUUUUUAGGGGGAUGCGGGUUGCGCUCUGGUCUAAACCACAGAGCCUAGGGCUUGCUGAUCGGAAGGUCAGCGGUUCGAAUCCCCGCGAUGGGGUGAGCUCCCAUUCCUCGGUCCCUGCUCCUGCCAACCUAGCAGUUGGAAAGCACAUCAAAGUGCAAGUAGAUAAAUAGGUACCGCUCCGGCGGGAAGGUAAACGGGCGUUUCCAUGCACUGCUCUGGUUCGCCAGAAACGGCUUAGUCAUGCUGGCCACAUGACCCAGAAGCUGUACGCCGGCUCUCUCGGCCAGUAAAGCGAGAUGAGUGCCACAACCCCAGAGUCGUCCGCGACUGGACCUAACAGUCAGGGGUCCCUUUACCAUUUUUUACCCCCCAACUUCUUAAACUGCCGUCCAUCUUGAUGUGGUCCUGUUGGUUUUUGGGAAGGUGUUUGUUUUGUUUUUGUUUUUUGGGAAGGUUUUUGCCUGUGCACAAAUCCCAACUUUUCCUUCCUUUUUUCCUUACAUUCUUAUAUUCUGUUUGUGAGCGAGAGAGUGCCCGUACCGAUUGCGUUGUUCCCAGAGAACAGGAGAUAGGGGUUUUUGGCAAGGGCGACACACUUUUGCCAGAGUCAUUUGGCCCCAUAAAAUAUAUCCUCUGUGGGGUUAUUUGUGGGGAGAAACAGGCGGAAGCAGGCAUGGAUGCGCAGAGGAGAUAGGAAAAGGGACGCCGACAGGGAACAGAUAAGGCAGAAAAGGGGAAACAGAUGGAAAUAGAGACAGAGGCCCAUUUCAAAAGGUGAUCUGCAACAACUUUUGCAUGCUUUGCUGAUCAUUACUGGUGCAUAAAGUAGGAAAAUGUUGAGAGAAUGACCAGAAAUCAGAGGCUCCGUCUUGUUAGUACGACCGUGAGAUGUAAGAUCUCUCUCUCUGUAAGCCAUCUCUGGGGAUCCUUGCUAGUUAUGUGUGCCAAAUUUGUGCCAAAAUUACAAAAGAUUGCCAGGGGUAUUUUCUGUCCUUUUUGCCGACAGGCAAGUCAUUUAAAGAUGUGAAGAGGCAAGAAGUUGCAUUCAGAUUAUUGGAGAUGUCUGAACAGUGAUGUCUCUGAGUUGCAUCCAUGAACAGUUAAUAGGUUUUGCAUUAAAAAUAUUAAUCGAAUGGCAGAGAUUUAUUUUGUUUACAACUUCUCAAGAAAACCCAAACACUGAUCACAAAGGUUUAUGCUUAAUAAGAAAGGGUUUCGCAGAUGUAUACUGUCAUGAAUAGUGGUGUAUGUACAGGAAUACAGGUUUUUGUAAAAAAAAAAUUGGGGGGGGGGUCUGGGAAAUAAAAAGGACAGCAGCAGUGAUGAAUUUGGGGUGGGACAUUCCAGAUGAGCAGGUCUGUUGAAAACUGCCAGGCGCUGAGGGGAAAACUGAACCACCUCACAACUGGGAUUGGCAGGAGACGUCACGUUAGCAGGAGAGGUUUUCUCAGGAGGAACAUCGAGGAAGGAGAAAGCCAAGGAUGGGGUAAGCUGUAAGCAGGAAGGAAAUGCUACUUUGCGGUGGCCGGAGAGUUACGAUGAAAAUAGCCAAGGUCUAUUUUCAUAAUUGCAAAAAUAAAUCCUCUCCAGCCUUGGUGUAGUUUGCUGGCAUUGGUUUCAGGACUUGACUUUCUGAGAAAUACUCAGAACAAUGGUGUCUACAGUAGGUGGAAACUGUGAUGGGCCGAGUUGGGAUGGAGUUUGCGGCAUGCGGAACAGUUUGACAGGCUUUUAGACUGGAGAGUCUAGGGCAGCGUUCAAAUUUGUUUAUUUGUUCCAUGAAAUGUGUGUUGUAAAGCAGGGGUCAGCAACCGAAGGCCCAUGUGCCACAAGCGGCCCACGGUGGUCAUUUAACCGGCCCACGAGUCGCCCCCAAACUGAGUUCCUGUGCAUUGUGCUAAACCAGGGACUCACUUCUGCGGCGCCGGAAAUCACGUUUGCACAGACGCAGAUGCCAGAAAUCACGGGCUGGUGCACCAUCCGGCCCACAGACGGAUCUCCGCUGGAGUGAACUGGCCCAGGCAAGGUGAACCUUGCCCACCCCUGUUGUGAAGCAACAACAACAGCCUCCUCAACACGGUUUACAAAGAGGAUAAAACGAUAAAAUUAUCAGUAAGCAAAAAUAACAACCGUAAUGUAAGGCUUUCGAAAAGUUAAAGCAGCAGUAGACUAAUAACGUAUUAAAAGCGCAGCAGCUUUCUGUAAACUGAAGUCCUUGUGUCCAGACACAGAGACCCUAAAAGAAGGAGUGGUCAGUGACGUCACCUGUCUGGUGUCAAUAGGCAGGGAGUUCCAAAGUGAAAUAUUGAGUUCUUACAGAUGUGGAACGGGCAUUGUGUGGCACCCAUAACAGCACCACUUCUCCCGAUCAAAGCCGUCUGGCGGGCAUAUUUAGGGCAAGGCGAUCUCGCAGGUCCCAAGUUGCUAAGUUGUUUUAUCUGCUAAUAGUAACACCUUGAAGUUGGCCUCGUAGCAAAUGGGCAGCCAGUGCAGAUCUCUGAGCCACAGGUGUUAACAUGCUAUAGGUUUUAGUCUGCACGGUUGUUUUUUUCAGGUUCUUUAAAAGUUGUUAUUAAAAAUGGCCGGUGCUAAUGGAUGGGUAUCAAGGGGCCUGGGACAGCCAGAGGGAUUGUGGGCCAUCGGGCAUCGCUUCCGCAAGGCAGGGCCAGAUCAAGCCAACUUUGCCACCCAAGGCAGAACGUCAAAAGAUGGGCUGUUCCCAAGUCACGGUGCACUGUAUCAGUGUCAGAUAUAUAAGCUUGGCACCAAUUGGCUCCUUAAACCAAGGUAAAGGGACCCCUGACCAUUAGGUCCAGUCGUGACCGACUCUGGGGUUGUGGUGCUCAUCUCGCUUUAUUGGCCAAGGGAGCCGGCGUACAGCUUCUGGGUCAUGUGGCCAGCAUGACUAAGCCGCUUCUGGUGAACCAGAGCAGUGCACGGAAACGCCAUUUACCUUCCCGCCGGAGCGGUACCUAUUUAUCUACUUGCACUGGUGUGCUUUCGAACUGCUAGGUUGGCAGGAGCAGGGACCGAGGAAUGGGAGCUCACCCCGUUGCGGGGAUUCGAACCGCCGACCUUCUGAUUGGCAAGUCCUAGACUCUGUGGUUUAACCCACAGCGCCACCCGCGUCCCUAAACCAAGGUUACGGUGGCCCAAAUAGAAUGUCUAGUGCCCAUUUUGAUACUUUCUGAUAUUUAUGGUUUACCACACAUUGUAAUUGGAGUGCUAUUUUGUAUCAUGCAGCUUUUCGGACUGAUGAAGCGUGUAGCGAAACCUGUAAUAUAUCCGGAGAACAGGUCUCCUUUUGCCCAAUUGCUUUGUGUUUCCAACUCAAGACCCAUUGAAGAACAUCUCAUCCAGUUCAAUCUUUGAAAAACAGCUUUGAAAAACUUUUUCAUAUUCUCCAGUGUGGCGAAUCCUUGCCAUUGUGGUGGUACGGGGUUGCCGCUCUCUGACUGGACUUAUGCUACUUGUUGAACGGUUCGUUUAUCCAGUCUGUACAACGUUUAUUGCACAUGUAACUUGUUAAGAUACAGUUGUACAUUUAUCCACUCCAUGUUUACAGUAUCUCCAGGCUUUGUUUUGCACAUGGCACCUUAGUAUGUUUGUUGCUUGAAUGGUUACAAGUCUAUCUCUAUUCUAGCUAUUAUUCUAGUGAAUUUGGUUUUAUACUUAUAAGCCAGUUUGUGGUGGUGUUGUUCUGUUGCAUAGUUCAGAUGACAACCUUGAGCUGGGUUAAGAGCUUUGAGAACUGAAACUGCAUAUCUAUUGGCCUGUUGUGUCCUUUUUGAUUAAGGGUGAUGCGGACCAUUCAUAACGUAGGAAUAUGCUUCACAUCUGUGAGCAGGGCAGUGGGGUGGGGUGAGCAAAGACAAGUGGCAGCAGUUUGCUAUAACCUCGUUUCCUACAGAGAGCCUCCGAAACUCCUGAGGAGCAGCUCCUCUUCCAGCGGUGAGAAAAGCCACAGCUCCAGUGGAGAAGAGAGGUAAGGGGCCAGCCAGGCGAGGAAAGGGCUUGAGGAUGCUGCUGAGAGUCCCAGCGCCUCACCUCGCGGGGCUGGGCAGGAGGGACACACGCCCCUUCCGUCCCAGCUUGAACAGAGGGGUGAAACGCAAGGAGGGGAGAAGGAGACUUGGGGUGCCGAAGUUCUUAUGUUGGGGGAGAAACCGGAAGGGGCCACUCCCGGAUUCUGCAAGUGACUGAGACGGACAUGAACUUUGUGGUUCUGCACUGUAAAUAGUUUGCACAUAGCUAUCAACUUUCAGAUUUGAAAAUAAGGGAUCAGCAGCCUCAGCUAUCCCGGGGACAGUCUACUGUACGGAAUAUCUAACAAUCCGGGAUAGCAGCGGGAAGCAGCGGGAAACGGCGCUGGAAUAAGGGAAUUUCCUGCAAAAAAAAGGGAAGGUUGACAGCUAUGUGUUUGCACCAAUAAAACCUGUAAAAGACAGGUUGGAGUCCUGCCUGGUUACUCACGAGCAACUACCAACAGCACCUGACAGUAUCCCAGGCAUAACAAGCCAUUUUGUCACUCAAGGCCCAAAAUCCUCUCCCUGGGAGUAAAAAUAUCGCAAUAAUAAUGGAUGCUUUGAAGAAGUAAGCCUUUGACACCCAAGGCAGCUGUCUCCCUCUGCCCAACGACAGAGCCGGCCCUGUCAUUAGGAGGACACCCUACUGAGCUCCCCGGUCUAGGCAUCCCUUCUCAUUCCCAGCCCACUGUCCUGACUUCCCCUCCGUCUCCAGAUUUCUCUUGAGUAAAAGAAAUUCCCAGGCCCGGGGAAAUGCAAAUGGGUGAUGGCCUGGAGUUUCUUGACUGCAUCCCGACGUUUCCAGGGCGACCGGUCCCUGCAUGAGGCUGGCCAUGUGGAAGCGGUUUGAGAAAAGGAGAGGUGCCCCGGGAACAAAGGCUGUUUCACUCCCAGACUGAAGGCCUGCGUGGCGGGUUACGUGUUUCGAGGGAGACGGUCCGCGCAUUUGGCUGAGAGGCGACUGCUAAGUACUUGGCACGCAUGCGAAGCAGCCCGGGGGCGGACUCUGUGCAGAUAUUCAACAGGGACAUCCCUCCCUCCCUUCUCGCCUUCGUUGCUUCAUCUCUACGCUGGGGGAGAGCUGCACCUGUUGAAUUCUGCCUGUGAUGCAUUGAAAGGUUCGAAGCCUCGGCCAAGAAACUCUUCCAGUGAGAAAUGCAACGUUCUCUCUUGGCUGUAAACAACAUGAGGGUUAGUGUUAAGUUGAUUAAUUGAGUCCGUAUAAUCUAGAUUAAUUCAUUCCACAUAAAUACCACCCUGGGAAUCUUAUAAAUUGCCUCUUAAUAUGAAAGGAAUGAGAUGGAGGUGGGAACUUCAAGUUAAUUAGUGCAGAAUAUUAUUAUGAUGAUUGUUGUUGUUGUUGUUGUUUAUUAACCUGACCUUCACCAGAACAGCCCAGGGCAAGUGACAGCAAUAUAAAAUACAGCAUUAAAAACUAUUUAAAACAAUUUCAAAUCACUUCCCAUGAGGUGUCUCAAUGCAAUGAAAACCUACUGAGAAAAAAAUUGCAUAUAUAAAAACAGUUAAAGCAUUUGCAUAUAUAAAGGCAAGUUUGAAAAUUAUAUAUAAAUGAUAAUAAUUUUGAACAAUGGCAACAACACACACAUAUAAAAUCAGUUCUAAUCUAAUGCAGAUGUCAACAAGGAUGAAAUGCAUGAAUCACAGGCUGUGGUCGUUGCAAUCCCAGUGUCAGAAGAAGAGGGGAUCAAAUCUAUUACACACAUUGCUGAACCUGAUUGCUAUCAUGCAUAUAGUGAUCGCAAUACCUUAUGAAAUGAUUUCUCUCUGGGUUACUGUUAUUUACCUUAUUUUAUAUACCGAAUUUAAUUUUCAAAAAAAUAUUUCAAAAGAAAAGAAGGGAGAAUCUGGAAACAGCCAGGUGAUGUGGGUGUUUUUGAGCAAGCCUAAACCUACCAGGUCUUUGGGAAAAACAUUGAGACGUGUUCAUCUCUUUCUCUCCCUCUCUCUUUAACUUGCAGUGGACAUUAGGGAAAUUAAGGAGAUCCGUCCAGGGAAGAAUUCCCGGGAUUUUGAACGAUACCCAGAAGAUGCCCGGAAACUGGAUUCGGCUUUGUGCUUCGUUGUCUUAUACGGAAUUGACUUCAGGCUGAAGACCUUGAGCUUGGCUGGUCAGUGGGACGCAAUGGGGAGGAGGUUUGUGGAGAGGGGAGGCAAAUCUUUACACCCCUUGCCAGGGAGGGAGGGGAUUCUUGCCACCUUUUCAGUCCCUUCCAAGCCUACGAUUCUAUAAAGACACCAAGUCCAUUUUAUUGACUAGAAAGUCGAGGCCUGGGAGAGGAGGAGAGGAGGAAGGUGCUUUUCUGACCCCUUGCCUGUUCCAUUGGCCUGCAUACGCAAACAGAGACCGCCUCUUUUUACCUGGAAAUUCGCUUGCAACCUGUUCCCUCCCUCCCUGGGUCGCCAUUAAUAGACGAGCAAAAGAAUGAGAUUUGGAAACCGAGCUGUUUCCAUUUGCAGCGUCUACUUUCUAUUAAGCAAACCGAGACUGUCUGUGGUUACACCUUGCUCGGAUUAGCAUAGAUGGAAGAUUACUUUCUCCUAAUUAGGUUGCGCUCUGAGAUAAUCGCCUGAGUUUCUCGCAGGAGCGACGGACGCAUGGCAGCGGGAGUUGUGGUGAGAGGAGGGGUUCUCCUUGCCUGAUCUCCAGCCUGUUGCUCUUUGCCAGAGCUGAUCCUAUGCGCCUGGUGGUUUUUGUGGCACCGUACUUACCUCGCUGCUGCCUGCACAUCCCAGUGAACAGCAGCAACAGGACUGACCCAGUGCUGGAUUUACGUACAGUGGACGCUCGGGUUGCGAACGUGAUCCGUGCGGGAUGCACGUUCGCAACCUGCAGCGUUCGCAACCUGCGUCUGCGCAUGUGCGGGUUGCAAUUCGGUGCUUCUGUGCAUGCGCAAAGCACAAUUUAGCGCUUCUGCACAUGUGCGGCCACCGAAACCCGGAAGUAACCCAUUCCGGUACUUCCGGGUUUUGGCGGUCCGUAACCCAAAAAGACACAACCUUGAAGUGGUUGUAACCCGAGAUACGACUGUAUAAGCUAAGCAAGCUAUAGCUUAGGGCAUGGGUAUGCAAACUAAGGCGCAGGAGCAGGAUCCGGCCCGUGGACGGUCCAGGAAUCAGCGUGUUUUUACAUUAGUAGAUUGUGUCCUUUUAUUUAAAAUGCACCUCUGGGUUAUUUGUGGGGCAUAGGAAUUUGUUCUCCCCUCCCCCCCAAAAAUAUAGUCCUGCCCCCCACAAGGUCUGAGGGACAGUGAACCGGCCCCCUGCUGAAAAAGUUUGCUGACCCCUGGCUUAGGGCCCCGCUCUCUUGGGGGUCCAAAAAAAAUUUAAAGGGGAAAAAACCUGAAUGUACAUUUCCAGAAUAUAAGAUAAAAAAUAUAUAAAAUAAAACGUACAUACAGCAACAGUGUUUUGCGUUGUGUAGGCUCCUAGGAUGUAAAUCAUGGGCCCCGCCUGCUAGCCUGCUCCCUAAAAUAUCACUGAAAUAUAACUGGUUUGCUCAUUUCUAUAUAUAGGGGGCCUACAUUAUGCAGGGAUUGGUUGCAUGGCAACAUGUGCAAGGCUUUAGAUACCUAUUAGGUCCAUAAAUUACCAUAUAGCACCCCCAAACCCGGCCCUCCAGUUGUUCUCUGCUUGGCUUGAUGCUGUUUCUGGAAUCUAAAGGGUGAUGUUCUCAGCCUGUUUUGUCUGCCUCUGGCCUCCGGCCAGGACAAAUAAGCAUCGUAUGACUAAUGCGACGCCUAUGGGGUGUGGCGCACCUGCCUUCCGCUCUGCUUUUACGGCAGCAUUCAACUCUCCCUGUAAUUUUCCCACCAGAAAACAUCCCUAUUUCCCUUUGUGCAAAUCCACGCUCCAGUUUCCCUAAAGGGGAACUUCUGUAUCGGGUGUCACCGAAACGGUGCAAGGCGUUGCAUAGCAAUGGACGUGGGAACAGAGGAAGCUGCCUUACCCUGAGCCCAGACCAUUGGGUCCAUCCAGGUCAAUAUUGUCUACUCGGACUGGCAGCUGCUCCCCAGGGUUUCAGACAGGAGUCUUUGCCCCCAGGCCUGACUAGAGAUUCUGGGGGAUUUCUAGUUACCCAAAUACAUCAUGCGCACAAAAUAUCAAAACAGCAGCCUAUAGGCUGGGGCAAUAAUAAAAUUAAUAAAUGAAGUUGAUGGACGAUGCCGAAAAGGCUAAAAUGACGGGAAGAAAUCAGGAAGACGAAAAAAUUUAAUAAGGAAUGGGGAAAAUACUGUACAUAACUUAUCUUGAAGACUAUUGUAAACAGUUAAAAUCAUUAGUAGGAUUGGAAUAUCACUUGUAGUUUAAGGGUGAAUUCUAGACACAAUGGAAGAAGUAAAGGGUUUGGAUUAUCAUAAAAAAUGCAGGAGGGAAUGAUUAAUAAUCUGAAGGCAGCCCUGUUUAGGGAAACUUUUAAUGUUUGAUGUAUUACGGUAUUUUAAUAUUUUGUUGGAAGCCGCCCAGAGUGGCUGGGGAAGCCCAGCCAGAUGGGUGGGGUAUAAAUAAUAAAUUAUUAUUAUUAUUAUUAUUAUUAUUAUACCCACAAAUGGGAAGAUGGAGGUCCAGGAGAUUCCUCGCAAUCUUGUUUUUAUGAUUUAUGAUUGAUAUAUCUCUGUAAAAUUUUAAUUUGAAAAACCAAAUAAUUUAAAAUAAAUAAAUGCACCCAAAUGAUGUUAACAGCCAGCAAAAGCUUGAGAAAAUAUCUGAUUUUUUUAGCCAGCACUGAAACGGCACCAUGCAAUCAUAGAAUUGUCGAGUCGGAUGGGACUGUGAGGCUCAUCUUUUCCAACCCCCUGCCAUGCAGGAAUCUCAGCUAGAGAGAUUUCACACACGCACACUUGCACUAAAUAAAUAAAUGCACAUAUCAGAAGUGCGGUGCAGUGGUUAGAGAGUGUCGGACUAGGACGUGGGAGACCAGGGUUCGAAUUCCCACUCAGCCAUGGGUGACUUUAGGGACCAGUCACUGCCUCUCAGCCUAUCUUACCUUGCAGGGCUUUUGUGGGGAUUAAAUGAGGAAGAGGGAAUCUUGUGCUCCAGCUCCUUGUAGAAAAAGGUAGAAUAUAAAUCCAAUAAACAAACAAAUGCAAGUAAAGCAUAAGGAAGAGAAGAUGUUUGUCUUGGCACUCUCUCAUCCAGAGCUGUUUUCAGGCUCCCAAUCUCCUCUUGUCUGCAAUGUUCCAACAAGACACUUUUCUCCAGGCAAAAAGAGACGGGUUAAUCUGGGCUGCAGGGAAUUUGCCAGGGGUCAGCAAACUUUUUUUUUUAUUUUUUAUAUAAUAUUUAUUCAAAUUUUAAGAUUACAGAAAAAGAAAAAGUAAAGCAAGAAAAACCAAUAAACACACAAUACAAGAAAAAAUACACAAGACAAAAAAAUCACAAUAAAAAAUAACAAAAGAAAAAUUCAGAUUAAACCAUUAGAGCCGUUUUCCCAUUUACUUAUUUCCGUGACUUCCUCUCACUUCUCUGCUUUGUAUUCUAAUUCAAAUUGUAUCUCCAGCAAAUCCUUCAAACAUUCUUUUCAUUUGCUUAUUUUAACAUUUUAACAUUCAAAAAUAUUUAAUUCUCCUCUAUCUUUUAUUUUACACUUCAUAUUUACUUAAUUCCAUUAUACUCUGUCUGCCAAUACGGUCUAAUAUUUCUUCUCCGACCUUUUCUAACAUUCUUUUAUGUUACAGUAAUUCUGUAGAUAUGUUUUAAACUUUUUCCAAUCUUCUUCCAUCAACCCUUGGAAGGGUUGGAGCUGUUCAACCCUUGGAGCUGUUCUUGGAAGCAACAGAGCACACCGUCUCCACCAAGGAGGAGACGGGGGACUCCCCUGAGAAGGACGCUAGUUCACCAACACAGGAGCCAGAUAUAUGGAGAAACGUGACUCAAAGAAGUAGGAGGCCCAGGGUUCGCUCUGAUUGUUUAGAAAUACACAAUCGCUUUGAGGUCCUCUCCCCUAGCAUGGAAGACGAAGAGCAGACUCCAUUUGAGGAUCUCUCCCUCAUUACAGUCGAUCAGGUAUAUGAAGACGAGCAGCAAAGUCAGUCCUCAGGGAAUGUGCAGGCGACCUUGGAGCGGACAGCUCACGGAAGAACCCCGACCAAACCUAAGAGGAGGCGUGUAGUGGUGAUAGGGGAUUCUCUACUGAGGGGAACAGAAGCAGUGAUCUAUGGGCCUGACAAGAUGUCUCGGGAAGUGUGCUGUCUCCCGGGGCUAAGAUCCAAGAUGUAACUGAACGACUGCAAGGAAUCAUAAAACCCACUGACAAAUACCCCUUCCUCUUGGUUCAUGUGGGAACCAAUGACACUGCAAGCAAUAGCCUCCAGAAGAUCAAAAGAGACUACGAGGCUCUGGGCAGGAAAUUGAAGCAAUUAAAUGCACAAAUUGUUAUCUCAUCUGUCCUCCCAGUUGAACGACGUGGUCCAGGGAGAGAGGGGAAAAUAGUGGAAGUGAACAGCUGGCUUCGCAAAUGGUGUAAACAGGAACGGUUUGGAUUCUUAGAUCACGGACUGCAGUUUCUUGAAGAUGGACUUCUGGCAAGCGAUGGGCUGCACCUCACAACGGUUGGGAGAAAAGUUUUUGCCAAAAAUCUCAGAAACCUCAUCAGGAGGGCUUUAAACUGACUAAUGUGGGGGAGGGAGACAGUGCUCCUGAAGGUAGGAGUCUAUCAAUUGAUGAAGAUGAUCAUCCAAAUGUCAUAGACCAAAUGGAGCAAACAGCACACAGACCUAGUGGUGGGAGGAAAAAAUCCUUAAAUAAGAGUCACGGGGGAAUGAUUAAUGGACUUCAAUGUCUGUACACUAAUGCGCAAAGCAUGGGAAAUAAACAAGAUGAGCUCUUGGUACAGCAAACUAAAUAUGACAUAAUAGGCAUCACUGAAACCUGGUGGGAUAAGUCCCACGAUUGGAAUGUAAUAAUGGGGGGAUACAAUCUAUUUCAGAGAAACAGACCAGACAAGAAAGGAGGAGGAGUGGCGUUAUAUGUCAGGGAUGUGUAUACCUGUGAAGUGAUCCAAGAUUUAGAACCUCAAAACCAAAGUGAGAGCAUUUGGGUCAAAAUUAAGGGAGAGAAGAAUAACAGUGACCUCAUUGUGGGAGUUUACUACAGAUCCCCAAGCCAAACGGAGGACAUAGAUGAUGCCUUCCUGGAACAGAUGGCCAAGCAUGCAAAAGGAAGGGAGAUAGUAGUAAUGGGGGACUUCAAUUACCCGGAUAUUUGUUGGAUGUCAAACUCAGCCAAGAGCAUAAGGUCAAACAGAUUCCUCACUGGCCUUGCAGACAACUUCAUUGUCCAGAAAGUGGGAGAAGCAACAAGAGGAACAGCCAUUUUAGAUCUGGUCCUAACCAAUGUUGAUGACCUGGUUAGUGGGGUAGAAGUGGAAGGAUCAUUAGGCGCAAGUGAUCAUGCUCUUCUGAAGUUUACUAUACAGCGGAAAGGAGCAGCCAAGCAUACUAGGACUCAAUUUCUUGACUUUAAGAAAGCUGACUUCAUAAAACUGGAACGUGUCCAGAGGAGGGCAACCAAAAUGGUCAAAUGCCUGGAAACGAUGCCUUAUGAGGAACGGCUAAGGGAGCUGGGCAUGUUUAGCCUGGAGAAGAGGAGGUUAAGGGGUGAUAUGAUAGCCAUGUUCAAAUAUAUAAAAGGAUGUCACAUAGAGGAGGGAGAAAGGUUGUUUUCUGCUGCUCCAGAGAAGCGGACACGGAGCAAUGGAUCCAAACUACAAGAAAGAAGAUUCCACCUAAACAUUAGGAAGAACUUCCUGACAGUAAGAGCUGUUCGACAGUGGAAUUUGCUGCCAAGGAGUGUGGUGGAGUCUCCUUCUUUGGAGGUCUUUAAGCAGAGGCUUGACAACCAUAUGUCAGGAGUGCUCUGAUGGUGUUCCUGCUUGGCAGGGGGUUGGACUCGAUGGCCCUUGUGGUCUCUUCCAACUCUAUGAUUCUAUGAUUCUAUGAUUCUAUGAUUCUAUGAACCCUUCUUCUUGGUCUCGAAUUCUGCCGGUCAUCUCAGCCAGUUCCAUAUAGUCUAUCACUUUUCUCUGCCAUUCUUCUCGAGUAGGCAAUUCUUGUGUCUUCCAGUAUUUUCCAAUGAGUAUUCUUGCUGCUGCUGUCGCAUACAUGAAAAAAGUUCUAUCUUCCCUUCGCACCAAUUGGCCGACCAUGCCCAAGAGGAAGGCCUCUGGUUUCUUUAGAAAAGUAUAUUUCAAUACCUAUUUUAAUUCAUUAUAUAUCAUUUCCCAGAAUACCUUGAUAUUUGGGCACGUCCACCAAAGGUGAAAAAAGUACCUUCGUUUUCUUUACAUUUCCAACAUUUAUUAUCAGACAAAUGAUAAAUUUUUGCUAGCUUGACUGGGGUUAAGUACCACCUGUAAAUCAUUUUCAUUAUGUUUUCUCUAAAGCAUUGCAAGCCGUAAAUUUCAUACCUGUGGUCCAUAACCGUUCCCAGUCAGCAAACAUAAUGUUAUGCCCAACAUCUUGCGCCCAUUUAAUCAUAACAGAUUUAACCAUUUCAUCCUGUGUAUUCCAUUUCAACAGCAGAUUAUACAUUCUUGAUAAAUUUUUAGUUUUAGGUUCUAACAAUUCCGUUUCCAGUUUAGAUUUUUCCUCCUGGAAACCAAUCUUUUUGUCUAAGUUAAAAACCUCCCUUAUUUGAUAAUAAUGCAGCCAAUCUCGAACUUUAGUUUUUAAUUUAUCGAAACUCUGCAAUUUUAGUUUAUCUCCAACUUGUUCUAAAAUUUCACAAUAUUUUGGCCAGUUUGUCUCCAUAUUAGUUUUUUUCAAUGCCUUUGCCUCCAUUGGUGACAGCCACCUUGGUGUUUUACUUUCCAACAAAUCCUUGUAUCUCACCCAAACAUUAAACAAUGCUUUCCUGACAAUAUGGUUCUUAAAGGCCUUAUGCGCUUUAACUUUAUCAUACCAUAGAUAUGCAUGCCAUCCAAAAACGUUAUCAAAACCUUCUAAAUCCAAAAUGUCCACAUUUUCAAGAAGUAGCCAAUCUUUCAGCCAGCAAAAGCGGCUGAUUCGUAGUAAAGUUUAAGAUCUGGCAGGGCAAAUCCCCUCUUUCCUUCGCAUCUGUUAAUAUCUUAAAUUUUAUUCUAGGUUUUUGCCCUGCCAGAUAAAUUUGGAAAUGUCUCUUUGCCACCUCUUGAAACAGUCCAUUUUGUCCACAAUUUGUAAUGUUUGAAACAAAAACAACAUUCUAGGCAGUACAUUCAUCUUUAUCGCAGCAAUUCGGCCAAGCAAUGAUAACUUCAAUUUCGACCAUAUUUCUAGAUCCUUCUUCACCUCUGACCAACAUUUUUCAUAAUUAUCUUUAAACAAAUUCACAUUUUUAGCAGUCAUAUUCACCCCUAAAUAUUUCACUUUGUUAACAAUUGUUAAUCCUGUCUCUUUCUGGAACCUCUCCUUCUCUAUCUCUGUAAGAUUUUUCUCUAAUACCUUGGUUUUCAUCUUGUUUAAUUUAAAACCAGCUACUUGACCAAAUUCUUGUAUUAAUUGUAGCACCCUUUUUGUGCUAGCUUCUGGCUCCUGUACUGUCAAAACUAAAUCAUCAGCAAAAGCUUUCAAUUUGUACUGUUUAGCUCCGAGUUGUAUACCUUUAACCAAUUGGUCUUUUCUAAUCAUAUUGAGCAAAACCUCGAGGACCGAUAUAAAAAGCAAUGGGGAGAUUGGGCAGCCCUGUCUUGUUCCUUUCUCUAUCUUAAAUUCUGGGGCCAGCAAACUUUUUCAGCAGGGGGCCGGUCCACUGUCCCUCAGACCUUGUGGGGGGCCGGACUAUAUUUUGAAAAAAAUAUAUAUGAAUGAAUUCCUAUGCCCCACAAAUAACCCAGAGAAGCUGUCCAGGGUUGUAAAGACUGCAGAGAGAAUAAUUGGGUGCACUCUUCCCACCUUGGAUCAAAUCUACGCUUCCAGGUGUCACAAGAAAGCUGCAGAGAUAGCGCAGAAUAGUGAGCACCCCGGAAAUUAUCUCUUUCAGCUUCUGCCUUCUGGAAGAAGAUCCAGGGUUAUAAAGACUAGGACUAGCCGCCUGAGAAACAGUUUCUACCAAAUGUGAUUUUGGUUUCAAACGCAGUGUAAGGUAGUCUCUGUGGGAGUAUAUUGUAUUUAAUUAUGGGGUAUCAGAGGUUUUAGGGGGUUAACCAGGCUGGGAUAGCUGGGACAGCAGGCUUGUUGGGUUUUGAAUGUCUUAUGUACCGUAGAUUUUUCAAUUUCGUUGUUCUGUGUGGGAGAAUGACAAUAAUGAUUAUCGUAUCAUAUCGUAAAUAAAACCACACGUUCUACUCAUGUAAAAACACCAGGCAGGCCCCACAAAUAACCCAGAGAUGCAUUUUAAAUAAAAGGACACAUUCUACUCAUGUAAAACACUCUGAUUCCCGGACCGUCCACAGGCCAGAUUUAGAAGGCGAUUGGGCCAGAUCCGGCCCCCGGGCCUUAGUUUGCCUACCCAUGUGCCAGUCCCUCUUGCCACCUUCCUUGUCAGAGUCUUCUACUUCGUGAAGACCACCCACAUCCCUAGGGGUCCAUCGACUACGUUGAAAGCUGGAGGGGUUAAAUGUUUUGUGCAGCAAGCAGAGCCUCUGCCCCGGUUCCUGGCCAGAUCCCGAUGGGGAAAUAGGCUGCGGUUUGGACCUUUUCUUUGAGCCGAAGUACAGGCAGCAAGGUCUCCCCUCCGUCUUCGUUCUCUGCCGUUCUCUUUUCCAGCCUUUUGCGAAGAAGAUGUCAACCUCUGGGUGGCCGGCUUGAAUUGGCUGCUGACGGACACGCAGCGAUCGCAGACGCCGCUCCACAUCGAAAGGUGGCUAAGGAAGCAGUUUGACUCGAUGGACAGGUCGAGAGAAGGCAGGUGAGUGAGGAGCGCCGUUCUCUCCAGAAGAGCCGCAAAUCGGGGCCUCCUCUCCCUUCCUGCACCAUCGCAGGAUCGCAAAUGCUUCCUUCGCAGCCCAGUUUGCACCUGCGGUUGCGUCGCUCCUUUUGUCCUGGAACCAGUUUGCAAACUGGCGUCCACAGCAGCGAACGGCUGUACUUAGUUAUGGGAUGUAAACAUAAUAGAAGGUAUUAUUUGAUAAAGGUUAUGGUGUGAAAUUAUCAUAAUAUAUUCAAAGAGAGGUUCCCUCUGAUGAGAAGCACCUUUUUUUUGCAUAGUUGAUAAAGCAUGAUUGUUGUUGUUUAGGCAGUUUGGUCAAACUCAUGCUGGUAGCUUGGAUAACACUGUCCCACCAUCUCGUCCUCUGUCGUCCCCUUCUCCUUGUGCCCUCCAUCUUUCCCAACAUCAGGGUCUUUUCCAGGGAGUCUUCUCUUCUCAUGAGGUGGCCAAAGUCUUGGAGCCUCAGCUUCAGGAUCUGUCCUUCCAGUGAGCACUCAGGGCUGAUUUCCUUCAGAAUGGAGAGGUUUGAUCUUCUUGCAGUCCAUGGGACUCUCCAGAGUCUCCUCCAGCACCAGAAUUCAAAAGCAUCCAUUCUUCGGCGAUCAGCCUUCUUUAAGGAAAAGCAAGAGAGGCCGAGCACCCGAGGCUUUUUUCGUGGUAGGGGGUGGGAGCUCUGGCCUGACAGCCCUCCCUGUAUGCCAGCGAUCUGUAAACAGGAUGCCGAAGAGGAAAGGAUGGGAGUUCAUGCAGGAAGAGACGGGCGUGGAAGCGCAGCAAGGAGAAAGCAGAGCACCAAAGGAAUUGUUUUCCCCUCAGCUGUAUAUGCCACACAGAGCUAUCAUUAGCCGUCUUCAGGAACCAGCUGCAAUCCAUAAUAAUAAUAAUAAUAAUAAUAAUAAUAAUAAUAAUAAUAAUUUGGAGGGAAGCAGGUGGCGCUGUGGGUUAAACCACAGAGCCCAGGGCUUGCCGAUCGGAAGGUCAGCGGUUCGAAUCCCCGCGACGGGGUGAGCUCCUGUUGCUCGGUCCCUGCUCCUGCCAACCUAGCAGUUCGAAAGCACGUCAAAGUGCAAGUAGAUAAAUAGGUACCGCUCUGGGAGGAAGGUAAACGGCGUUUCUGUGCGCUGCUCUGGUUCGCCAGAAGUGGCGUAGUCAUGCUGGCCACAUGACCCGGAAGCUGUACGCCGGCUCCCUCGGCCAGUAAAGCGAGAUGAGCGCCACAACCCCAGAGUCGGCCACGACUGGACCUAAUGGUCAGGGGUCCCUUUACCUUUACCUUUAAUAAUAAUUUAUUAUUUAUACCCCACCCAUCUGGCUGAGUUUCCCCAGCCACUCUGGGUGGCUCCCAACAAAGUAUUAAAAUACAGUGGUCCGUUAAACAUUAAAAGCUUCCCUAAAGAGGGCUGCCUUCAGAUGUCUUCUAAAGCAUUAUUUUGUGAGGAAUGGUGUUUUCAGCCUUCUUAUUAUUUCCCACUGGGUUAAUUUUGAAUUCGCUUUAAUCCCGCUCGCAUUCUUUCAAUCAGCUCAUUUUAACCCCAGAGGGAUUGGUCCAAGGCGCAACUGUCGCAGUUACACUUGGAUUAUUCUAUCAAAGCAUCCAUUUAGUCCCCUCGGUCUUGUAUUAAUCAAAUGCUUAAUUUAAUCCCAGUGGAAUUCAUUUUAAAAAAAGAAAACUAAAAAGCAACAACCUCGGUUUAAUCCAAUUUGGAUUUCAAAAUACGCCUAAUCUCGUGUUAUUUCAUACUUUUUAAGAUCGGUAGUGUUCCUUCACAGAACAAGCCUUUCCAGCAAACUAUUGAGAUUGCAGCAACCAUUUUUAAUCCGCAACUUAUGAUGAAAUUCCAUGUUGGACUUAAAUACGCAUCAGGUAAACAGGCUGAUCGGGCUGGAAUCCCUCUGAUAAAACUCAACAGCCCUUACAACGACCCUGAGAAGUAGACUAGGCCCAGAGGCAGCGACUGACUCCAAGCUUCGUGGCUGGCUGAGUGGAGGAUUCGAACUCUGCUCUCCCAGGUCCGAGUCCGACGCUCGAACCAUUACGCCACGCUGCCUCGCAAGAGUUGCGCAAGGGAUCCGUCACACCUGGAGGGGAAGGAACAUGACUGGGUACUACCAUCUCCGUCUUAGCAUUUUGGCCGUUUCCGCAGUCCUGUUUCGUUCUCCCCUCGCAGGCCUGUCACCUGCAAAGCUACCUGUGCAGGCUGGAGGAGAGGAAGGGACCCAGGAAGGGCUUUAACCGCCCUCUUCCUGGGAAACCAGCACCCAGCAAACCUGGCCUGCAAUGCACAGAGCAGCUGGUUUAAGUUAGCAGAGGUGGAGUCAUGGGGAGGGAGCAGCUGAGCCAAGGCUUCACCCUGCUGCCACCUGCCGCCCGAGAUGGAGAGCAGCAGGUGAGCUCCAGCCCCGAUGUGACCCUGGGAGUGCCAUGCCUAAUAGGAUUGCAGCCAAGGUGGGCAAGGCUGUGAUCCCCCUUGAGAUGGACUGCUUUGUGGGUUUCCUUUUCCCCCCUCAUUUUAGUUAUUUAUUAACAUUCAUAUAUAUAUGAAUGUUAAUAAAUUCAAAACCUUUUAAUGAGGGUGAAAGAGGAGAGUGCAAAAUAUGGUCUGAAGCUCAACAUCAAAAAACGAAGAUCAUGGCCCAUCACCUCCUGGCAAAUAGAAGGGGAAGAAAUGGAGGCAGUGAGAGAUUUUUCUUUCUUGGGCUCCAUGAUCACUGCAGAUGGUGACAGCAGUCACGAAAUUAAAAGACGCCUGCUUCUUGGGAGAAAGGCGAUGACAAACCUAGACAGCAUCUUAAAAAGCAGAGACAUCACCUUGCCGACAAAGGUCCGUAUAGUUAAAGCUCUGGUUUUCCCAGUAGUGAUGUAUGGAAGUGAGAGCUGGACCAUCAAGAAGGCUGAUCGCCAAAGAAUGGAUGCUUUUGAAUUCUGGUGCUGGAGGAGGAGAGGACGGGGAGCUCACCCCGUUGCUGGGAUUCAAACCCCCGACCUUCUGAUCGGCAAGCCCAAGGCUCUGUGGUUUAACCCAUAGCGCUUACAAUUCUGUGUGCUGGGAAAGAAGAUCAUAAGGUACAGGUGGGUAGGUUCACGGGGGAGAAUUCAGUCUGGUACUCUGGACCCAAGCCAUUUAGGGAUUCAGAAGUCAAGCCCAGCGCUUUGAAUUGGGCCUCAGAGACACCUGAUUUGCUAGCAAAACACCCCAGAUUCAAUCUCCAGAAAGGGCUGGGAAUUUCCCCUUCCCUAAGACCCUGAAGAGGGGACGCGGGUGGUGCUGAGGUCUAAACCACAGAGCCUAGGGCUCGCCGAUCAGAAGGUCGGCGGUUCAAAUCCCCACGACGGGGUGAGCUCCCGUUGCUCAGUCCCUGCUCCUGCCAACCUAGCAGUUCAAAAGCACGUCAAAGUGCAAGUAGAUAAAUAGGUACCACUCCGGCGGGAAGGUAAACAGCGUUUCCGGGCACUGCUCUGGUUCGCCAGAAGCGGCUUAGUCAGGCUGGCCACAUGACCCGGAGCUGUACGCUGGCUCCCUCAGCCAGUAAAGCGAGAUGAGCGCCGCAACCCCAGAAUCGGCCACAACUGGACCUAAUGGUCAGGUGUCCCUUUACCUUUAAGACCCUGGAGAGUCCCUCUCAGUCAGCAUGAACAAUGCAGGGCUAGACAGAGCCCCAGCGGUUUGACUCGCCCCAGAGAGCUUCCUGCGUUUCUCAUGCUUCAAAAUUGACAUCAUGUCCGCUGGCCGACCACUGUUAACAGCCUUGGCAGCCACGUUCCACGGUGGCUGCAACAUCUGAGAACUCUUGCUCAUUUAUUUAUGUUCUAAUUUAUUUAUUUCCAUUUAUGAAUCAUUUCCUAUAAAGCCACUCUCCCAAGCCAGCCUCGUCUCAGGCCAUUUAAAAGCAAUCUAGCCUGGAUGUGACUAAGAGGCUGGCGUGUGAAUUACUUGGGGCCAGAUCACUUGCCUCGAGGAGAGAUCCCAGCCGGCACGUCCGCUGAGGCUGGGAGGGGAGAAGGAGCUCUUGGGGUCACCAGUUGGACAGAGAGGAGCAGCUGGAUCCAAGACUAUGUGCAAAACUGUGAACCUGCAUCUUUGGGGAGAGGGCAGCCCCAAAAUGAUGGUGUGCUCACCCCAGAAGGAAUAAUAAUCUGCGGCAGCCAUACGCUGAGGGCUGGCUCACGUUCCCGCUUCUUAAAUAGCAGCUCCCUGGUGCUGGAGGCCUCUGGUUUGCUUUGCAAGACUUAGUAUCCCCUUCAUGCUGCCCCCCUUGACACUUGCAUGAGAACAGUGUUCAGCAGAUUCACCGUAUUUUUUCGCUCUAUAAGACGCACCAGACCACAAGACGCACCUAGUUUUUGGAGGAGGAAAACAAGAAAAAAAAAUAUUCUGAAUCCCAGAAGCCAGAACAGCAAGAGGGAUCUGGCUUCUAACAUAGCUUCUUGCUGUUCCGGCUUCUGGGAUGAAGGCUCCCCCUGCCCUCAAGAGGCUUCGUGUGGCUAAGCCAGAAGCCAGGAUAGCUGUGCAGCGAUCCCACUUGCUUUCCUGGCUUAUGGGAUAGCCACGCACAGCCUCUCCCGGGCAGCGGGAUGAAAGCUCCCCCAAGAGCCGCGCUCCCUUUAAAGAGCUUGCGGAGCGUGUGUGCAGCUUUUGGGGGAGCCCUUCUCCCUCCUCGGGGAAAACCCCCCCAAGAGCCGCAUACACACUCCAUGCGGCUCUUUAAAGGGAGCGCUGAGCAGAGCCUCCCGCCUGCAUUCGCUCCAUAAGAUGCACACACAUUUCACUUUACUUUUUAGGAGGGGGAAGUGUGUCUUAUAGAGCGAAAAAUACGGUAGCUUUUUGUAGCUGGAGUCAGUCUAAGACAUCUCAGGCCAGGUUGGAAAAGACCAGCAAGUUAGGGAGCAGGUUUUCCGGAACUCGCAGCUAAGGUGGUCUCUGAGCUGUGGGCCCUUGCCAGCCUUGCAGCUGUGCUCUGGCAGCCACAGCGCCUCCCCUUGGCCUCCCCUCUAGCCACAAAGCAGCUGCUGGCAGGCUGUCACCCCAGUGCAAGCAUGUCCAACUCUACAGAGACUGCGAUCUGUUGUUGUUGUUGUUUAGUUGUUUAGUCAUGUCCGACUCUUCGUGACCCCCUGGACCAGAGCACACCCGACACUCCUGUCUUCCACUGCCUACCGCAGUUUGUCCAACUCAUGCUGGUAGCUUCAAGGACACUGUCCAACCAUCUCGUCCUCUGCCGUCCCCUUCUCCUUGUGCCCUCCAUCUUUCCCAACAUCAGGGUCUUUUCCAGGGAGUCUUCUCUUCUCAUAAGGUGGCAACAGUCUUGGAGCCUCAGCUUCAGGAUCUGUCCUUCCAGUGAGCACUCAGGGCUGAUUUCCUUCAGAAUGGAGAGGUUUGAUCUUCUUGCAGUCCAUGGGACUCUCAAGAGUCUCCUCCAGCACCAGAAUUCAAAAGCAUCAAUUCUUUGGCGAUCUACUCCCAGUACAAUGAAGCUGGCAGUGAUCUACCCAUUGUCAUUGCCCGUAAUUGUUGAUCUUUUUUUGGGAAGGGUCGACCAGAGAUGUUGAGCUUUUUUAGUGGGGAAUGAUAACCAAAGUUAUUGGGCUUUUGGGGGUAAUGAUUGCAUAACAUCGAUCACCAACCAGUCCGCAGCCCUCCCUCCUUUCCCCAAUCGGACGUCGACAAAGGGAGAACUAGCUUUCAAAGCAGGGAAGGAGGCAGUGGAGGUAAAUAGCGCCGGGGGCAAGGCGUGUCGUGAUCGCUCAGGAGAAACACGGCUAUCAUUUUUAUAACUCCCGCGAUCGACCAGCCGCACUCCGGCAAUCUCUGGCCACCCAGUAGUGGUACUUAUCUCCAACUAAGCCAAAAUGUAUAAAACUAAGCCAAGUAUGUGUUGGAAGUGCAAAAUGAUAGAAGGAACAUUCUUUCCUAUGUGGUGGCCUUGCAAAAGAAAAAGGGAAAAGCUAAGGGAUGUUGGGAAAUGAUAUAUUAAUGAGAUUAAAGAGAUGUUUAAGUUGAUGAUUCCCAAGAAAACCCGAAGCUUUUCUUUUAGGAAUUAUAGAUAAUGAUGUUCCAAAAGAGAUGGUUAACUUAUUUAUGUAUACAACGACAGCAGCACAAAUGUUGUAUGCCCAAAGAUAGGAAGAAGGAGAUGUUCCAGCGAGAGAAGAUUGGCUUUUGAAAACGAUGGCGUACGUGGGACUGUCAAGAUUGACAGCAAAGUUUAGAGACCCAAAUGGCGAAAAAUACCCUGAGGACUAGAGACCCUUUAUUGAGUAUUUAGAGAACUAUUAUAGCAAGAGGAAAAUGCAAGCAGGACUUGAAAUAUGAGCUACAGUGUGAAUUAUUAAGACAAAUGGGUUAAUUUGAAUGCAUAGGCGAUAUAUUGCAGCAUUUAAGAGUAAAUAUGGAAACCAUGGAAGGGGAGGAAGGGAAGUCAAUUGAUAAAGUAACUUAAGGUCUAUGCUAUACACACACACACUGUAUUUUUCCGUCUAUAAGACGCCCCCAUGUAUAAGACGCCCCCUAUUUUUGGGGACUCCGAUUUGAGAAAAUGGGGGGAGAUACUAUCUGUAUAUAAGACGAGCCCAGAUUAUUUUAGAGUAAAAAAACAGUCAUAUACACUGAAAGGUAUGGUAUAUAUAUGAAUUGAAUUUUAUUAUUACGGUCACAGACCAGUUCCGGCUCACUUACAUUAUCAGCAAAAUCAUAAAACAAAACAGGAAUACAUUGAAUUGCAAUUGGAUAUAACAAAGACAAUUCAGAUAUAGCGGCAAUUAUAAAUAUAUAUUAAAUCUUGAUCAUAUUUUUUUUUUUUUUAAAUGGGGGUACCAUUUUCGGCCUGUAGUGCAAGGGUGAGUAGAUCCUGGCCGGUCCAGAAAAGAGGGGGGGGGCUUUGUUCUCUGUGUCUCUGUCACACGCAAUGGAGACCCCUGACUCCAUGUUCCUGUCUCUGUAUUUCAGCAUCACCCCCAAGGAUCUGAAGGCCAUGUUGCCGCAGGUCAACUACCGCGUGCCUAACAUGAGAUUCCUCCGGGACAAGCUUCUGGUAAGGAAACCCCUCUCCUCGUUUUUCCUUCUCGCUCUGACCUCAGAAGAGGAAAGCUCUCAUCAGUGAGGGGAUCUGCUAAAAAGGAAGCUGGCGGAGAAAGUCAGGGCUGGUGGGGUUAUUCCAAACCACAAUGACAGGAGCUCAGCUGGAACCGGGAAAGCCCAGGAGGAUGCCAGCAUGCCUAAUGAGCCGAGUCGAGGAAGCUUUUAGGCAGAAUAUACGACUUCCUUCUGAAAACGGAAGUCUGGUUUAAAUAAGGAGAGCAAAAAGGGAACACAAACUUUGGUAAAAAGUAAUUGCAGUGGGCAUGUGUCUUCCGAGAAGGCAGGGUGGGCAGCACUCACAGUGUUGGGAUCGGGGCCAGUAACAUAGGGUCCCACUCCUCCCGGGCUGACUCUGUGCAUUUAGCCAACCUAAAACUACCAGACUUUUAGAAGACAUCUGUAGGCAGCCCUGUUUAAGGAAGCUUUUAAUGUUUGAUGUAUUAUGGUAUUUUACUAUUUUAUUGGAAGCCGCCCAGAGUGGCUGGGGAAGCCCAGCCAGAUGGGUGGGGUAUAAAUAAUAAAUUAUUAUUAUUAUUAUUAUUAUUAUUAUUAUUAUAAAAGGCUCCAGCAUUACAUUACCUGACACUGGGGUGGGGGUGGGGGGCCUGAUCCAUGCUCAGUCAAAGCAAACCUCAUUAACCCUUUCCCUUUUUGUCUUCUGCCCACGCAGGAGGUCGAAGUCCGGAAUGAAAUCACCUUCAGCCACUUUGCACACUUCUAUAAAAACCUGAUGUUUGAUGCUCAGAAAUCGGUAAGGACAUUUGGAACACUCUGUUUUGAGUUCUGCUGAGCUGCUGUAGAGUUUUUAUUGACCAGCUUUAAAAAAAGAGAGAGUAAAAGUUCUUUUUUUGGGUGGUUCCUUUCUUGUGAUAGUUGCAGGGUUUCCUCACACUUUUUAGAAAGCCAGCCUGAGAAUAACAACAACAACAACAACAACAAUAAUAAUAAGACAGUAGUACCUCCGGUUGCGGACAGGAUCCGUUCCGGAGCUCCAGUUGGAUCCCAAGGUUUCCGCAACCGGAGGGACCGCUUCUGCGCAUGCAUGCGCGGUAAUAACCCGAAAAUAUACUUCCAGGUUUGCUGCUUACGUAUCCUGAAGUUUACGUAACCGGAGGGAUACGUAAGUGGAGGUACUUUAUAUUGAUAUUUAAUAAUAUUGAUAUGUAAUAAUGAUAUUUAUUUAUUUAUUUAUUUAUACAUACAUACAUACCCCUGCCCAUCUGGUUUCCCCAGCCACUCUGGGAGGCUUCCAACCAAAUAUUAAAAACAUAAUACAGCAUUAAACAUUAAAAACUUCCCUAAACAGGGCUGCCUUCAGAUGUCUUCUAAAAGUCAGUUAGUUGUUUAUUUCCUUGACAUCUGACGGGAGAGGCAGAGGGCCUUCUCGGUGGUGGCACCCGCCCUUUGGAACGCCCUCCCAGUGCCGAAAGAGCACAGUCCUCUUUGUCCAGCAGAGUCAGGCAUUGCUCUCUUGAGGGGGUGACACUUAAGUGACCAAAUGACAAGAAAGGAUCCUUUCCCCCUAAAGUCCUCAUAGCACCCUCAGCCUCAGAGAUGCGGCUGGUAUGCGUAUCGUUUUCUCCGCCAAACUUGGCCAAAACAUCUCCCUUUCACACCUCCGGCAAUGGUUUGCCGUUAACUGGGGUGCUGCUUAAAAAUCUGUCCUUAAAGCGUUAACCGACCGUUGGUCCUCGGUCCUGGUUAAAGUUUGCUGCCCUGUCCUCCUUUUAUGCAUUGUCUGAAUUUGAAAUGGCAAAAAAAUAAAACGUAUAAACAUUUGCAGCCUUAAUACCAACCGUAGAAGAAUGGCAACAGAAGGUAAUGGAAAAUGCAGAAAUAGCCAAAUUAACAGGGAAAAUUAGACAAUAGGGCGAGGAAACACUUCAAAAAGAAUGGGAAAAAUUUGUGUCGUAUAUAGGAAAGAUAAGAUGAAAUAGUGAAACCAGUAGAAUUGGAAAUAAACCUCAUAAUGGGAAAGAUUAAGAAAAGUGAUGGGUAAUCACAAGAAGCAAAAUGUAUAAGGAGAUUAAUAUAACUAACAGUAGUUGUAAGUGAAUGCAGACAGACAUCAAGAAUUGUAUAAACAGGAGGAUUUAUUUGUUUAUGGAUAUACUAUGGACAAAUAUGGAAAAUGAAUAACAAUAUACAAAAUGGAUGGAAAUAAUGUGCUAAAAUUAUAUGUCAUAUAAAAAACCAGAAGAAGGAAGGAGGGAAGUCAGUGCUUAGGAGCAAGCAUAAAUGUAAAAUGCAACACAUUAUGUGUAUGUGGAGUAUGUAACUGGAAAACUAAUAAAGAUUAUUUGAAGGGGGAAAAAAACAUUUGCAGCCUUGCCCAUGUCCUGAUUGCAUUGCUGAUCGCCGUGUUGCUUCUUUACGUUUCAGAUAAUUGAGCAGCUGGAGUUGUCCUUUCCCUUACGGUAAGUAGGAACCUCCCUGAGGCUGGGAUUGCUCACUUCCUGUCUCUUGGCCUGAGUCUCCAUGUGUUCGUUGAAACGAAAAAAGUGGCACAGGUCAAGAAGGGUGUUGGCAGGUUUGAUGAGCUGCCAACCUGGUGCCCGCUGGAUUUUCUGGACUACAACUCCCAUCAAACACAGCAUCGUAGAUCCAUGCUGCCUGGGGCUGGUGGGAGUUGUAAAACACCCCAAUCUUUUGGGGGGCACCGGGUUGGAGAAGGCUGUUAGAAAGAAGCUGGAAAGGUGAUAACAGAUUCUUUGAAACACAAGAUUGGGAUAAAACCUUCCAGCCCAUGCGGAAAUGACUGGUAGAAUCCGUGACCAGGGAGAAGAGUCGGUGGAAGAAGAUUGGACGAAAUUCAAAGAUUAUCUGCAGAAACAUUGCAAAAUUAAAGAAUGUUAGAGUGAUGUUGGAUUGAAAUUAAGUGGCUUCUAGCUGUACAGGCUUUAAAGUUAUAUAUAGAUCAAGAUUAAGGAUUAGGAUAAAAAAAAAAGUUAAAAGAAAUGGAAAAUUGGUUUUUAAUAGGUUAAAAUUUAAUGUUAUAUUAAGAUUAAAGAUUGGGAUCAAAAAAGAGGGAAAGAAAUUGCUGGACAAACAAAUUGAACUGGAAUACAAAAGAGGGAGGUAUGAGGAGGUCCAGAAAAUAAGUAAAUUUAAAAGUGGCGAUGAAAAGGUGAUAAUUGUUUUUAACUGUUUUCUUUUUUCUUUUUUUGUUUUUGUUUUUUGUACUGUGUAUUGUGUAUUUUUGUAUUGGGUAUUCUUCUUUUAUACUUUUAAUUCUUUUUUACUGAUGUGUCCUUUUUUUAUUGGAAACUUUAAUAAAUAUUAUUUUUUUUAAAAAAAAAACCUUCCAGCCCAUGAUCCACUUUCCCAAAGUAGUUAAGCCAGAAACAUGAGUGCAACAGCAGCACUCUCCUUGUGAGUCCCAGUAAGCGGUGUUUGGUGGUAAAGUGGUUCUGCAACAAGGAGGUUAUAUAUAUGACCAAGAGUAAACUAACCUCAAGGGAUUUGCCUAGUUUUCUGGAAAGCCAUCUAAGAUAAAUGCAUGGGUUUCAAAGGUAGGCCAAAGGAACUGGGUAUAAUGUCCUGGACAGCUAAUUCCUGGGUCCCUCUGCUCUAAUUUUCUCGUCUUAUGAACAGGCUCAGACUUCACAAAAUGUCCUGUGCAUGGGUUUUUGUGUGGCUGGGUUUAUGGGGCAUCGCCAGGUGGAUUUUUGUGGCCACUCUCUUUCUCUCUUCGACUCUUUCCCUAGUAACGUGGACCGGCCAGAACUCUGCCAGAUCACACUGUACGACUUCCAGAAGUUCCUGCAAUAUGACCAGAAGGUAUUUGCAAAGAGAGGAGCGCCUACCGUAUUUUUUGUUCCAUAAGACGCACCUGACCAUAAGACGCACCCAGUUUUUAGAGGAGGGAAACAAGAAAAAAAAUAUUCUGAAUGAAACAGUGGGUGUAUGAUUUUUGUGGUUCAUGCUGUGGCCACAGACAUGUGAUUUGACGGUGAGUUUGGGGUAGCCCAAUGCAAAAAUCCUGAGAAUCCAUGUGGAUCCGUGAUUUGUAACCACGUUUUUGUGCCACUGUGUCUCCACGCAGUGUGUGUGUGUGUUUUUGUGUGUUUUUGGUGCAGGCUGUAGCCAUGGACCUGCUAUGUGAUCUGAUGGUGAAUUUGGGGUGACCCAAUGCAAAAAUCCUGAGGAUCCAUGGGCUUUUACCUCCCCCCUCCCAGGCAGCCUCCUUUAUCUCUAACGUCCCUUAUCUCCCUUCCAAUCGCUUAUCAAUCAGCUGCUUCCUUUCAACACCCCCUUCCCUCUUGUUUUCCUUAGCUGGAGCAGUUUUUUGCUCCUCCUUUUCUUCUAAUUUCUCUCCUCAUUGCUUUAGUCUUCCUGUCUCCUCUCCUUGCAAGUUCGCUGUCUUUACCUCCCCCCUCCCAGGCAUCCUCCUUUAUUGCUAGCAAUAAUAUCUCCCUCCCCAAUAAAUAAUAAAUAAUAUCUCCCCCCCCCCCAAUUGCUUACUGAUCAGCGGCUUUGUUUCAACACCCACUUCCCUCUUUCAAAAAAAAAAAAAGCAUGAUCUGCUUUUCGCCCCUGGGCAAUUCGGCUCCAGGGACCACGCAUUCGCUCCAUAAGACGCACAGACAUUUCCCCUUACUUUUUAGGAAGAAAAAGGUGCUUCUUAUGGAGCGAAAAAUACGGUAGUUAAUUCUGCGGAGGAAGGUUGGGCUUGGGAGAGCCUCUCCUGCUUGGAGUAGCACGAUAGAGAAAGAUCCGCUUGUCCCAUGAAAGUAACGCAUUAACCAGCUUUCCUUGGUAACUGACAGCCGGCAGGUAGGACAUCGGAGACCUUUUCAGAGCUGGCCGUAAAUCAACCAACCGCUUGGUGCUCUUGCACUGUGAAAGCAGCUAACAUCAUGGCGAUUGCUGGCUGGAAUAAUAAUAAUAAUAAUUUAUACCCUGCCCUCCCCAGCCAAGACUGGGGCUCAGGGCGGCUGGGCCCAGGUAUAAGAACAACUGAUUAAAAUACAACUUAAAAACAAGAUUAAAAUACAACAUUAAAAUGCAGCCUCAUUUCAGUAGAAACUCAAAUCAAAAACUUUUUGGGGAAGAAAACGUCAAGUCUUCACCAAGGCCAACUAUCUAGACUGGUCCUACGUGGGCCAGAAAAAAGCCAGGGAAGUCCCCAAAUAGGAGUUCCAACAUGGAAGGAGAAAGGAAAAAGGAAAGAAAGGGAGGGAAUCAAGUUGAUUCCAAGCCAAAGGCCAGGCGGAACAACUCUGUCUUACAGGCCCUGCGGAAAGAAAUCAGAUCCUGCAGGGCCCUGGUCUCAUGAGGCAGAGCGUUCCACCAGGCCGGGGCCAGUGCUGAAAAGGCCCUGCCUCUGGUUGAGACUAAUCUGACUUCCUUAGGGCCUGGGACCUCUAGGGUGUUGCUGUUUAUGGACCUUGAGGUCCUCUGCGGGGCAUUCCGGGAGAGGCGGUCCCGUAGGUACGAGGGUCCCAGGCCGUGAAGGGAAAUAUAGUCCAAAAGAGCUGCAGUGGAGAAGGCUGUGGUCUACCAGUUGGGUCCUCUCUGUUGCCUUGCAAUGAAGGUUGGAUUUCUCCAGUUAAAGCAAUCACAGGAUUCAUUUUCAGCCUGGAGAGAUUUAACCCAGAGUCUGCCUGUCCCUCUGAUGAGCUCUGAUGUAGUUCUUACUUACCUUUUUAAUUAUUAUUUAUUAUAUUUUAUAGCUUUUAUUGACAUUUAUUCAAAGACGUACAGAAAUACAGUACAUACCCAUUACAAAGUAUCUUUUUUAUAAUAUACUGAAAUAAAGCAGCUACUAAUAAAGAAAAAAUAAAGCAGGACUAAUUCAGCCAGCUAGUCCUGGUGAUCAUCUAAUGUUUAUUGGAUGGAUUUCCCCCCUAAAUUGAUUUUGAAUUCUGAAUUUAUUGUUAUUCACAUUUUAUACUGUAUUUUAUGCUGUUUUUUGUUGUGUCAAUUAAGUGUUUUAAAUUUGUUGUUAGCCGCCCUGAGCUCGGUUUUCUGAACCAGGAAGGGUGGAGUAUAAAUAAAAAAUUAUUUACUUACUUACUUACUUAAUUUAAGAAAGAGCAAAAACAGAAAGGAGGAGAAAAAAUAACUAAAGAGAGGGGGGGGCCAAAGAGGAGAAAGAGAGAGAAGAGAAAAAAGGAUUAAAUAAAGAUAAAUAAAGAUAAAAGGCUGUCUUUUCCGUCUCUCUGUCCUGCAGCCAAAUAACAGCCAACCAUUCUGUCUUCUAUAAACUAGUAUAUUUUUCAGUCUUCAGAUCCAGGUUUUACAAGUUCAUUUUCUCUUUCACGCAAAAAUCAUUAUUGAACAUUUGUUAAUUCCUUACGGACCUUUUGGCGUGAAAGAGGAGCUUCUUACUUACAACGCUCCCCUCCUUACCUUUCCCUUUAGGAGCCGUGGGCAAGUGACAUUGCCAAAGUCCGGGAGUUCAUGUGCAACUACCUCCGGGAUCCCUUCAGCGACAUGGCGGAGCCCUUCUUCCAGCUGGACGAGGUGGGUGGCACCCUCCCCUCCCCUCCUCACCCUGUGGGGCACCAGAAGUCAGCUCACCAUAGAGGACGCCCUGCCAGCUUCCAUUCUGUGGACGCAACCACAGAAAGCGCACUUCAGUGUCUUCCAAUUAACUCCAAGGCAUUGCAGCUUGGAUCUCGAGCUUCCAUGAGCUGAGCUCUGCUCACAGGAGAACCCCAUGGAAGGAGCAACAACUUUAACCGAUCUGCUCUUCUCUUUGCAACCCUCUGUGCUCCUGUAAAGGGUUGUGGGACUACGAGGAAGAUGGCAUAGGGGGCUGCAGGGAGACUUGGCAAACAUUCCCCUCCCCUUAACCUCUGGUGGGAGGCAGUUCCCCUUUUGAGCAGAAGGAGCCAACUCUUGGAAUUUAACAGCCUAAUUGAAAUUUCACUCAUGUGUUCACCAGUCACAUAACCCCGGUCCUGAAAGACCUGCAUUGGCUCCCAGUAUGUUUCCAAGCACAAUUCAAAGUGUUGGUGCUGACCUUUAAAGCCCUAAACGGCCUCAGUCCAGUAUACCUGAAGGAGCGUCUCCACCCCCAUCAUUCAGCCCGGACACUGAGGUCCAGCUCCGAGGGCCUUCUGGCGGUUCCCUCAUUGCGAGAAGCCAAGUUACAGGGAACCAGGCAGAGGGCCUUCUCGGUGGUGGCGCCCGCCCUGUGGAACGCCCUCCUAUCAGAUGUCAAAGAGAUAAACAACUAUCUGACAUUUAGAAGACAUCUGAAGGCAGCUGUAGUAAACAAAAAUCUGCCCUUAUGGAGGACACAAGAGCCCUUUGCAGGUUCUACAUCGGUCAGAGAAAAUAACAGAGGCCAACCAGAGAAUAUUGAGAAGCAAAGCAGCUAGUAAGCCUGAUCUCUAUUGAACUGCUGCAACAGGCUGCCCCCUUCACACGCAGGAGGAGGAGGACUCCGAACCAAGGUGUGUCCGCCCUUAUAUAGACAUUUUAAAUUGCCCGCCCUGGAGUCCAAGACCACCCCCCAGACACAUCAUGUACGUGUUUGCUUGGUACAUUUAUGAACAUUUAUUUUAUAUAUAUAUAAGACCUUAUAUUUUUUAUUUCACAACCUCUUUAGGGAAGUUUUUAAUGUCUGGUGUUUUAUCGCUUUAUUAUUAGUAGCAUUAUCAUUAAUUCGGAGCAGCAAUUAAUUAAUUAAUAGUGGAAAGAAGGACUCAUGUAAAUGAGGACCCUGCACCUGACUCCAGCCAGACCACAUCUGCGGUGCUCACCUAAUUCUGAGAGUCUUUACCCAUUCCCCAGCUGACCUCUAACUGGUUUCUCUCUCCCCCGCAGUUCCUGACGUUCCUGUUCUCCAAAGAAAACAUGGUCAUGGACUCCAGGUUCGACCGAGUGGUGCCGGAAGAAAUGAACUACCCUUUGACUCAGUACUGGAUCUCGUCUUCCCAUAACACGUAAGAGCAUCUCUGGGCAGUGGGGUCCUUUGCUCAGGGGGCAGCCUCAGUUGUACUGAAGCGAGGCUGCUGGGUCGAAGCACCAGAACUUCUGAACCCCGGCCCAGCUACAAUGGCACAGCUGGCAGGGCCCCUGUGUCUUACAAGGGAACCAUGGAAUCACAGAAUUGGAGAGCUCCAAGGAUCCCCAAGGGGAAUCUAGUCCAGCCCCCUGCAAUGCAGGAAUCACAGCUUUUAAAAAAUCUCUGAUGGAUGGCCACCCAACCUCUGUUUAAAAACCUCCGGUAAAAGAGAGUCCACAUUCUGAGGGUGUCCACUUCACAGUUGUACAUCUCUUAUCCUGAUGUCUAGCCGGAAUGUCCUCUCUUAUCUUUGGACUCACAGCUGUCCAUGGAGGCACAGGUCAAUUGUGUGUCCAGGGCAGCUGUUUACCAGCUCCAUCUGUUGCACAGGCUGAGACCCUCCCUGCCCGCAGAAAGUCUCACCAGAGUGGUGCAUGCUCUAGUUAUCUCCCGCUUGGACUACCGCAAUGCACUCUACGUGGGGCUACCUUUGAAGGUGACCCGGAAACUGCAACUAAUCCAGAAUGCGGCAGCUAGACUGGUGACUGGGAGCAGCUGCCAGGACGAUAUAACACCAGUCUUGAAAGACCUACACUGGCUCCCAGUACGUUUCCAAGCACAAUUCAAAGUGUUGGUGCUGACCUUUAAAGCCCUAAAUGGCCUUGGCCCAGUAUACCCGAAGGAGUGUCUCCAACCCCAUCGUUCUGCCCGGACGCUGAGGUCCAGCUCUGAGGGCCUUCUGGCAGUUCCCUCACUGCAAGAAGUGAACCAGGCAGGGGCCUUCUUGGUGGUGGCACCCACCUGCUGUCAGAUGUCAAGGAGCUUCACAAUCUUCCAAUAUACCUGAAGGAGCAUCUCCACCCCCAUCGUUCUGCCUGGACACUGAGGUGCAGCUCUGAGGGCCUUCUGGCAGUUCCCUCACUGCGAGAAGUGAGGUUACAGGGAACCAAUACAGAACAACAAACCCCUGUGUUGCAAACUUAAAACAAUACAAGCAACACAGAGACCAGUAUACUAGAUAGCACUGUAAUUCUUAUUGCAUAAUAUGCAUGAUUUGGUAACAAAAACAAAAUGUGUGCACCUGUAAAUUCUCUAAUAUAUUUGAAAUUAAUUGAAUACACGUCUGUCAAUCUUUGAAAGUCCACAGAAGUAUAAUAAGUCUAUGGGUGAAACAGUCAGAUUAUCCGGGAACACUGUCCGUUGUUAUUCACCUACUACUUCGGCACCAUGAACGCCUAAAACGGUUUUACCGCUUAGCCUACAGGAUUGCAUCUAUUACUUAGGUGUCUCUGCCUCUCACAGGUAUCUCACGGGGGACCAGUUCUCCAGCGAAUCCUCUCUGGAAGCCUACUCCCGCUGCCUCCGGAUGGGGUGCCGCUGCAUAGAAUGUGAGUCUGACUUUUGGGGAUCUUGCCCCAGCUUGGCUUCCGGGUGCCAGUUGCUGCAAACCACAAGCUGGGACAGUUGCUCUUGGGCUCGAAUCCUGAUUGUGGGUUUCCAAUUGCGGGCACCUGGUUGGCCACUGCAAGAACAGGAUGCUGGACUCGACAAGCCGAUGGCCUGAUCCUGCAGGCUCUUCUUAGCUUCUUAAAUUGUUAUUUAUUUGGAGCAUUUGUUUCUGUUGGGAUGCUGCCAGGGAGACGGGGGCAUCAGGCAGGCCCCCAGCUGGCUCCAGCCACCGGCCGGCAGCCGGGCGAUCUCCAGGUCACGGAACAGCAUCAAUCAAUCAGCGACUCGAGCCUCAGUUGCCUUCUGAAGCUACCGAGCCCGCUAAUUAGCAGAGUGAAUAAAUCUCCACAACGGAAGUGGCGGACAGAGCCAUGUGUAAGCUUUAUUUACAGCAUUUUAUUCAGCAGCAGGAACAAAGGAAAACAUGUCUGCUUCCCUUCAUGUCCAGCAAAACAGCAAUAAAGCAAAAGCAAUAUACAAAACAGAAGUUCCCAGCAGACUGUGCUGGAAGUAAACAGGCAUGUGACACACAACAGUCAUGCCUGAUCCUUUUAAGGUGGAACGGAACUAUAUCCUAACAGUUUUGGCCAAAUGGGCUCCCAGAGCGCCUUGCAUAGAGUCAAUUGAAACAAGACAAUUUGCACAUCUCGGCCAGUGGCUCAUAGCACUUCCUUUUCCAGGCAGUGGGCAAAGAGGGAUUUUGCAAACCAGUCCUGGUCUGUGGCUUUUUGUGCCGUGUUAUCUUUCCAUCUUGUAGCUCAGAAGCAAGCAGACUGGGAUUAAACUGAAACCUGCUACAGCCUAGGAAGUUAGGCUGUUAAGUGAGAGUUCUCCUGAGCAUGCACAGAGUUCUUUUCUGUAAGCACUGGCUAACCUCAGCUCACUCUCUCAUAUCUGAUACUAAAGGGCAGAGAUUCCAGCAGGAUUCAGAUGUGCCUUUCUGCUCUUUGCCACCCCCCUCAAAAAAGGAGAGAGACAAACAGAUGCCUUCGUGUGUGUGUGUGUGUGUGUGUGUGUGUGUGUGUGUGCAUUUGUGUGAGUGUGUGCCUGUAGCAAAGGGCCAGGCAAUCUAUACAUCAGUAUUACGGUUGUUACCUUAUUGAAAAAAUCCUGGCCAAUGAAUUGCGUGAAUUGGGAAGUCAAUCAAAUAAUUAACUGAUAAAGUUCCGCAUCUGAGUAUAAACCAGCCUUCUCCAACCCGGUGCCCACCAGAAAUUUUGGACUACAGUGAUGAGAAUUGUAGUCCAAAACCUCUGGCAGGCACCAGGUUGAAGAAGGCUGGUAUCCAUAAAAAUUCUGCAGCAAGAAGCACGGAAAGGGGGGAGCUUCUUUUCAGAUGACUCUGGGCACUUGCAGUUUUUAAUAAGCACCGGUGUUAAAGACAAAUAUAUAUAAAACCUUCCUGCUUGAUGAAAAAGAAAUUCCAUCUUAAUGAAAAGGGCAAUUAAUCUAAUCACUAAUUCAGUACCAAAUCUUCUCCACCUGCAGUGGACUGUUGGGAUGGUCCGGACGACCUGCCAAUCAUCUACCACGGCCAUACACUCACCUCCAAAAUCAAAUUCUUGGACGUUCUGCACACCAUCAAGGAACACGCUUUCGCCACCUCUGAGUAAGUGAUUCUCCCCCUCCUCUCAGCCCUUUCCUCUGCCUUCUCUUUCCUAAAAGAGGGGGGUGUUUGGUGCCUGCUACCCAUGACUCAGGGAAAAUUUGCUUGUACAAAGCUGUUUCCCAGGAUCUCUGGGAAAACUGGAAUCAGUGAUGAAACCCGGGAGGGUAUUUUUCACUGAUCUAAAGGCGUAUCCCGAGAGAAGCUUCCUGCGUUGUGUUGCUUCUGCUGGAGUGUGGAAACUCAGCAAUACAGGUGUCUCAGAAACACAGGUGUUUUCCUCUUGCUCUGUGCCAUCGCAGCAAUUGCAUGGUGUGUGAACAUGUGAAACCUCCUGAUGUUGCCUCAGGCUAUCGGAUUGGAGCAGGGGCCUGUCCUCUCGCCCUCUGUGUAGCACGAGGUACGGGGACAGCGCCGUGCCGAUGAUGGCCCGCUGCAGGUGUCUCGAGGUUCACCUGCGUGAGGCUGCCUGCCUUUUGCCUAGGUUCCCCGUCAUCCUCUCCAUCGAGGACCAUUGCAGCAUCGUGCAGCAGAGGAACAUGGCCGCGCACUUCAAGAAGGUCUUUGGGGACAUGCUGCUUACCAAACCGGUGGACGUCAACGCAGACCAGCUGCCCUCACCUGCCCAGCUCAAGAAGAAGAUCCUCAUCAAGGUAGCGGGACUCUUACCUGCCCUUUACUCCGAGCUGAACUCUUAGUUCAGGGGUCAGCAAACUUUUUCAGCCUUGGGCCGGUCCACUGUCCCUCAGUGGGGAGCCAGACUAUAUUUUGAAGAAAAAAAUUGAAACAAAUUCCUAUGCCCCACAAAUAACCCAGAGAUGCAUUUUAAAUAAAAGGACACGUUCUACUCAAGUAAAAACACCAGGCAGGCCCCACAAAUAACCCAGAGAUGCAUUUUGAAUAAAAGGACACAUUUUACUCAUGUAAAAACACCCACUACCGAGAACGACCUCUGUCUGGUUCCCUGUAACCUCACUUCUCGCAAUGAGGGAACCACCAGAAGGCCUUCAGCGCUGGACCUCAGUGUCUGGGCAGAAGGAUGGGGGUGGAGACGCUCCUUCAGGUAUACAGGACCAAGGCCAUAUAGGGCUGUAUAGGGCUUUAAAGGUCAGCACCAACACUUUGAAUUGUGCUUUGAAACGUACUGGGAGCCAAUGCAGAUCUCACAGGACCAGUGUUAUGUGGUCCCAUCGGCCGCUCCCAAUCACUAGUCUAGCGGCCGCUCCCAAUCACCAGUCUAGCGGCCGCAUUCUGGAUUAAUUGCAGUUUCCGGGUCACCUUCAAAGGUAGCCCCACGUAGAGCGCAUUGCAGUAGUCCAAGCAGGAGAUAACCAGAGCAUGCGCCACUCUGGCGAGACAGUCUGCGGGCAGAUAGGGUCUCAGCCUGCGUUGCAGAUGGAACUGGUAAACAGCUGCCCUGGACACAGAAUUAACCUGCGCCUCCAUGGACAGCUGUGAGUCCAAAAUGACUCCCAGGCUGCGCACCUGGUCCUUCAGGGGCACAGUUGCCCCAUUCAGGACCAGGUAAUCCCCCACACCCGCCUGCCCCCUGUUCCCCUAAACAGUACUUCUGUCUUGUCAGGAUUCAACCUCAAUCUGUUAGCCGCCAUCCAUCCUCCAACCGCCUCCAGACACUCACACAGGACCUUCACCGCCUUCACUGGUUCUGAUUUAAAAGAGAUGUAGAGCCUCUGGCAUCCUUUUGAAUAUCCAGGCCAGUGUUUGCCAACCUGGUGCCCUCCAUAUGUUUCGGACUAGAGCGGCGCUCAGCCCCAGCCAACAUCUGGAGCCCUAAAUCGUCUGGAAGGCACCAGGUUGCUGAAGGCCGGUCUAGUAAUAAUUCAGCUGGUAGAACAUGAGAUUCUUAAUCUCAGGGUUGUGGGUUCAAGCGCUUUGGGCAUAAAAUUCCUGCAUUGCAAGGGGUUGGACUAGAUGACCCUCGGGGUGCCCUUUCAACUCUACAAUUCUGUAAUUCUGUCAUUUUCUUCCAGCACAAGAAGCUGGUCGAAGGGAACCUCUACGAGGAAGUCUCCUUGGCCAGCUACUCCGAGAACGACAUCAGCAACUCCAUCAAGAACGGCAUCCUUUAUCUCGAGGACCCCAUUGACCACGUGAGGCUCUUGCUUUCUCCCGCAGCUCAGGGGGUCCCUCGCCUUGUGUCCCACCCCCUUCCGUUGCUCUGACACUCUUUCCCCCUCCCUUUCAGCAGACGUGGAGCCCGCACUACUUUGUUCUGACCAGCAACAAGAUCUAUUACUCCGAAGAGACCUCCCGCUACCAGUCCAACGAGGACGAGGAGGAGACGGAGCAGAAAGAGGUGCGUUUCUGGAGUGCUGCAGAGGCGCUUGGCUGGGAAGAAGGCAGUGGGGGCGCUCCCAUUUUAACUGUGGCAGGGAGUUCCACAGUUUAUGCAUUUCUGUAUGCCCUGAGCCUUCCAGCGUUGAGCUUCGUUGCCCGUGAGUUCUAGUGAGCCUGAGCUUGGGGCAACGCAGCCAGAUGGGCGGAGUAAUAAUAAGAAGAAGAAGAAAAAGAAGAAGGAGCGUCUCCACCCCCAUCGUUCAGCCCGGACACUGAGGUCCAGCGCUGAGGGCCUUCUGGCGGUUCCCUCACUGCAAGAAGUGAAACUACAGGGAACCAGGCAGAGGGCCUUCUCAGUAGUGGCACCCGCCAUGUGGAACGCCCUCCCAGCAGACGUGAAGGCAAUAAACAACUAUUUUACUUUUAGACGAAGGCAGCUCUGUUUAGGGAAGCUUUUAAUGUUUGAUGCAUUAAUGUACAUUAAUAUUGUGUUGGAAGCUGCCCAGAGUAGCUGGGAAAACUCAGCCAGAUGGGCGGGGUAUAAAUAAUAAAUCAUUAUUAUAUUAUUAGUAUUAUUAUUAUUAUACCAAAGGGCUCUUCUUAGUUUUUUAUCCUGACUGUCACAGUCAGCUCCUGUUUCAUACGGGUGACACAAAAUGUCCUGCCCGCCCCCCAAUGUUUGUUGAUAUGCGUGCCUUCCCCCCCACCCCGAAGAUGCUUCAGAAAAGUCUGAAAAGGACAUGAGCAAAGUCUGAAACAGACAUGAGGAUAUUAAACAUGCUGUGGCUUCUUUUUGCUUCCCAUUCUCCCACCCCCUUGCCACUGAACCCCCUCUUUCUUUCUUUCCCCCCUCCCACCGCUUUCCCUCGACUUUCCUUCCCCUCUCCUGCCACCUUUGGGCUUUUUAGGAGUUUAACAACAAUGAGCUGCACUUCAGUGAGAAAUGGUUCCACGGCAAGCUGGGCGGGGGCCGCGAUGGGCGGCAGAUCGCAGAGAAGCUGCUCCACGAGUAUUGCACCGAGACGGGCGGCAAAGACGGCACUUUCCUGGUUCGGGAGAGCGAGACCUUUGUGGGCGACUACACCCUCUCCUUCUGGUAGGUCGUGUCGCGAGGAAGAGCUCGACCCCAACCCCUGUCAAGGUGUGAGGAUGCUUAAUCUGGCCAGACACCUUGAAAAGGAAUGGUCUGUUCUGGUCUUUUUGUUUCCACUUUCUACCCUUCUCUCUCCCCAUUAUUAUUUUUUUAAACAAGCCAUCCUUAACUUCUUCCCUUCUCCUCUGAAAUGUGAUAGUGACUUUUUAACUGCGAAAACAAAACACAUCCCUGCAAAACCAGAGAACAGUUUUCUGGAUUGUGCAACAUGUUGGAACAGGUGCAAAUUGGAAGCAAAACUUGUAUAUUUGGCUGAAUAAAGUUUAAAUUAUCGUGAGAAAAGCAAAGGAAUGACCCAAACGAAAGGCUAAUAAUAACAAUAAUAAUUUUUAAUUUAUGCCCCCCCCAAAAAAAAUCUGGAUGGUUUUCCCAAGCCACUCUGGGCAGCUCCCAGCAGAAUAUUAAAAACAUGAUAAAACAUCAAAUAUUAAAAGCUUCCCUAGACAGGGCUGCCUUCAGAUGUCUUCUAAAAGUCAGGUAGCUGUUUAUUUCCUUGACGGGAUGGCAUUCCACAAGAAGGGCGCCACCACUGAGAAGGCCCUCUGCCUGGUUCCCUGUAACUUGGCCUCUCGCAAUGACCACCCCCUCCCACAGUUUAAAAAGCCAUAGGUUUGUUAAUUAGCUGAAGGCAAAUUGAUUGUUUGUUUGUAAGUUGUUUUGCGUUGCCCAGGACAAGCUAAAGUGACUAACAAAUUUAAUAAAGAAAAUGAAUGAAGAAUCCUAUUUUGUUUAUUUUUUUACCAACAACCAAAACACAAACAGUGAACCCCCCCCCCCAAGGCGGCUGAUACAUUGGGUAUACAUAAUCAAUAAUAACAUAUUCAAAUCAACCAUAUGUACAAUUCUAUAUACCUUAACACUCCUUCCUCCACAACAUUUAUUUAACUUUUAACAUUUUAAUUGCCCCAAAUUGUUCAAACCUGCCCAAAUAAUUCAAUAUUUUCUCAAACCAAUCCUCCUCUUUCUCACUGACCUUAAACCCUUUCAUUUUAUGUAUCAGUUAGAUAUUAUAAGAUUAUAAUAUUUUUCAGUUUUUCCUUCCAUUGAUUCACCCCUAGCUCUUCUGCAUUUUCCCAAUUACUCGCUAUAACCUGUCUGGCUGAAAUUACCAUAAAUUUUACCCAUUUACAUCCCUCUUUUGUUUCUAACUCUGUGCUCCUCAGGCUAAUAAGAACCAUUAAUUUAGGUAUUUCCACCUUCCUACCCACAAUUCCCGAUAUUUCUAUCCCAAUCUUUUUCCAGAAUUCGUUAACUAACGGACAAUCCCGCCACAUAUGAAGAAUCCAGUGGAAGAGAGUUCCAUAGUUUAACUUCUCACCCUUCCUUCCGCAGGCGUUCCGGCCGCGUUCAGCACUGCCGCAUUCACUCCCGGCAGGAAGCCGGCGCCACAAAGUUCUACCUGACGGACAACCUGGUCUUCGACAGCCUCUACAGCCUCAUCUGCCACUACCGCGAGGUGCCCCUGCGCUGCAACGAGUUCGAGAUGCGCCUGACGGACCCCGUGCCCCAGCCCAACGCCCACGAGAGCAAGGAGUGAGAAACCUCAUCCCUUCUUCCCUCUUCCUCUCCUCUAACCUCGGAGACACGGGUCAACAGCCCGGGUUGGGCAGAAUUUGCUGUGGGCGUUGGGUGAAGGUUUUGUAGGUAGACGCAGGGCCAGGGAGCAGAAGGCUGCAAGUUCAGUCCCUGCUGGCAUCUGCCUGAUUUUAGAGGGCUGCUGCCAACCAGUGUUGGCAGAACUGAGCUAGAUGGGCCAAUGGUCGGUAUAAGUCCUGUGUACCUCCGAGCAUGUGCAGAGCGCAUUUCGUGCGCCACUGUGCAGUGCAUGGGUUGGCAAACUAAGACCCGGGGGCCAGAUCCAGCCCAAUUGCCUUCUCAAUCCGGCCCACGGACAGUCUGGGAAUCAGCGUGUUUUUACAUGAGUAGAAUGUGUCCUUUUAUUUAAAAUGCAUCUCUGGGUAAUUUGUGGGGCAUAGGAAUUUGUUCAUUUCCCUCCCAAAAAAUAUAGUCUGGCCCCUCACAAGGUCUGAGGGACAGUGUACCGGCCCCCUGCUGAAAAAGUUUGCUGACCCCUGGUGUAGUGAUAGCCACGUUCCAUGCAUCUCGGCUUACAGACCCCCCCCCCAAAAAAAAUAAUAUUUUCUGAAAAAGAUAAAGCGGUGAGAAAAUUAAAAAUGAGUGAAAAUCUUUACUUGGGUUACCUCUCCUUUUAAAUUUGGGGGUGUUCCGAAAGGGGAGCAAAGGGCGGACCCAGGUCAGGACUGCCUCGCAGCCCCUUUGCUUCACCUGGCUCCCAGAGCCACCGAUCAGGUGCACACCUGACAGAGGCUGUACUGAUGGAGUCUUCUGUCCCUACCAGGUGGUACCAUGCCAACCUCACCCGCCUGCAGGCGGAACACAUGCUGAUGAGGGUCCCGCGGGAUGGAGCCUUCCUGGUGCGCAAACGCGGCGAGCCAAACUCCUACGCCAUCUCCUUCCGGUGAGCCUCUCCUCCGUCCCCCGGAUGCAGCGAGGGGGGGUACACACGCCCAGAAACCCGCAGGAGAAAGUGUGCGCAUGUGUGUCUCAAUGUGUACAUGGUGUUAUGUUUUGGGUCUGGGAGCUACUGAGGCUAAAAAGUGUCGGGGAAAGGGAUACUGUACUGUGAAAUAAGCUUGAUUACCUCCUGGCUUUGAAGAUUGUGUUUACUCUUUUUUUAAAAAAGUGAUAUUUAUUAAAUUUUCCAUUUUAACAAUCCAAUAAAACCACAUUAUAAAACAUUCCAAAUGAUCAUACAAUCGAAAAAGCCGAAUACUCAAUGCCAAAUUACAUAUCUUUUGAGUGACUUCCCAUGCUCUGAAGUUCAGGGAGUGAUGAUGAUUAAUAAUAAUAAUAAUAAUUUAUUUAUACCCCGCCCAUCUGGCUGGGUUUCCCCAGCCACUCUGGGCGGCUUCAAACACAAUAUUAAAAUACAGUAACGCAUCAAACAUUAAAAGCUUCCCUAAAGAGGGCUGCCUUCAGAUGUCUUCUAAAAGUCAGGUAGUAGUUUUUCUCUUUGACAUCUGCUGGGAGGGCGUUCCACAGGGCGGGUGCCACUACUGAGAAGGCCCUCUGCCUGGUUCCCUGUAACUUCGCUUCUCGCAGUGAGGGAACCGCCAGAAGGCCCUCGGAGCUGGACCUCAGUGUUUGGGCUGAACGAUGGGGGUGGAGACGCUCUUUCAGGUAUAGACCAAGGCUGUUUAGGGCUUUCAAGGUCAGCACCAACACUUUGAAUUGUGCUCGGAAACGUACUGGGAGCCAGUAUUGUACUGCAUUCCUUAAUUAGUCAAAUAGUCCCAGUAAACAUUUUUGAUGUCGACCCUUCAUUUAUUUUUAACAACCUCUGAGUUUGUUUAACAAGUGGGUUAGUCCUUUGUAGUUUGGUAUGAAAUAUUUUAAUUCAGAUUGCGUUUACUCUUCAGCUUUUUCUUCUCCCAAAGGUGUCCCGCAAGGUAGCGGGUACGAAUUUUUCUUCGGGGUUUACUCCCGAAUGAGCAUAGCCGCAAGGCAGCAGAGGUUUAGGGUCAGAGGUUUCCCUCUCUUAGGUGGGCCUGCUUCCCAGGUGGACGAGCCCCUUCUGUCCCUCGUGUAAACUCAGGUUUUGUUAACAAGGUGCAAAGAGCGACCUGUUUAUUUCCAGUGAGGAAACUCACUCAUUGACAUAUACUGUAUUUUUUUGCUCUAUAAGACUCACUUUUUCCCUCCUAAAAAGGAAGGGGAAAUGUGUGUGCAUCUUAUGGAGUGAAUGCAGGCUGCGCGGCUAUCACAGAAGCCAGAACAGCAAGAGGGAUUGCUGCUUUCUCUGCGCAGCGAUCCCUCUUGCUGUUCUGGCUUCUGGGAUUCAGAAUAUUUUUUUUCUUGUUUUCCUCUUCCAAAAACUAGGUGCGUCUUAUAGAGCGAAAAAUACAGUAUCUAUUUUUGGGAUGGCGUCUUGUAUGCCUCCUUCCGGCAACUCCUGUAUAAAUAAUAAAUUAUUAUUAUUAUUAUUAUUAUUAUUAUUAUUAUGCCAAACAUCUUGCUCUGCUUUCCUUUGGACCAAGAGGGGGGUGGUCUUGUCAUCUGGGCAGCCUAGGACCUCCAUCCCCACUGCCCAGGCUUGCACCCCAUGGAGGCCACUUCCGUGCUGCUAACGCUGCAAAAACAAUGCAGGAAGCAACAGUUACGAGUUGCCGGCCUCUGCAGCCACAGCAGGCGCUGUGAUUCUCCAGCGGUUCGACUUCACCCCCCACCCCCCGGAGGCGCACUCCAUUGUCUCUCGAGACAGACAAACGUCAGCAGCGAAUGAAGAUCAGCCUGGAAAUGUAGGGGCAGUGUCCGAAGAAUGCUGCAGAACCAAGUGGGGUGUCUAAUGUUUGUGGGGGGAAAUCCCCUCCCCCCAAAGGAAGUCUUUUUAUCCCCACUCCAGUCACUGAUCUUGUCGAGUCACUGAUCUUGUCGAGAUUGACUAGAUGAUCCUUGGGAUCUGAUUCUGUGAUACCGCACUGCCCCUUUUCAGACAGACGGUUGCCAGAAAUUGCUCCAAACGCACCCCAUGCAGAGAUUCGGAGCCCGACUGCUGAGCUCCUCCUACUGUUUAGAACCCCUUUCUGUAUUUUGAUAGGGACGCGGGUGGCGCUGUGGACAGAGCCUAGGACUUGCCGAUCAGAAGGUCGGCGGUUCGAAUCCCCGCAAUGGGGUGAGCUCCCCUUGUUCGGUCCCUGCUCCUGCCCAUCUAGCAGUUCGAAAGCACAUCAAAGUGCAAGUAGAUAAAUAGGUACCGCUCUGGCGGGAAGGUAAACAUCGUUUCCGUGCGCUGCUCUGGUUCACCAGAAGCGGCUUAGUCAUGCUGGCCACAUGACCCGGAAGCUGUACGCCGGCUCCCUCAGCCAAUAAAGCGAGAUGAGCGCCGCAACCCCAGAGUCGGCCACAACUGGACCUAAUGGUCAGGGGUCCCUUUACCUUUUACCUGUAUUUUGAUGCUCACAUGCAUUCCUCUGCAUUUGAAACCUGCUGCUCCCCAUCCUGAGUUUUUGUGGGUUGUGGAACCACCCCAACAUCUCUAUUUUUCUGGGCUCCUCUGGCUGCAGGGCGGAAGGCAAGAUCAAGCACUGCCGGAUCCAGCAGGAGGGUCGUCUUUUCAUGCUGGGCAGCUCGGCGGAAUUCGAGAGCCUCCUCGACCUGGUCAGCUACUACGAGAAGCACCCGCUGUACCGCAAGAUGAAGCUGCGCUACCCGAUCAACGAGGAGACGCUGGAGAAGAUGGGCACGGCGGUGAGGGGGCGCUGCCCUGGCUGGCAACCUCUAAGGCUGCUGUCACCCCCAACUGGGCACCCUUCAGGUGUUUUGGACUACAACUCCCAUCAGCCCUUGGGAGUUGUAGUCUCAAACACCUGAAAGGCGCCCGGUUGGGGGGCAAAAGGUGCUUUAGAAGAUCUGGAAAUCCCCUUAAUGGAGCCCUUUGGGGGAUAAGCAGAUCUCAAUGGUCGCCUGGUCCAAGGGCGUCUUGCAUUUCCACACGGGGAAGAUUUGCUUGUGAUAAACAAAAAUCUGCCCUUAUUCCCUUAUGGGGAACACAAGAGCCAUAUAGAGUCCUUUGUAGGUUCUCCAUCGGUCGGAGAAAAUAACAGAGGCCAACCAGAGAAUAUUGAGAAGCAGAGCAGCUCGUAAGCCUGAUCUUUAUUAAACUGUUGCAACAGGGUGCUCCCCUCACAGACAGGAGAAAGGAGGAGGACCCAGAACAAAGGUGUGCCCGCCCUUAUAUAGACAUUUUAAAUUGCCCGCCCUGGAGUCCAAGACCACCCCCAGAAUCAUCAUACAUACAUCACAGAAGGGGUGUAGUCCAAGACCACCCCCUCCCCAGAUAUAUCAUACCUACAUCACAGAAAAGGCGGUCUACACCAGAAAUCUGAGUGCGUUGUUUAUCUCCUGUCUGGCAGGUUACCAGUUAAUGGUCACUUGAUUGGAUUGCCUGGGGAGCCUGGCCAGUCUUUUGUAAUGAUAAAUACUUAGUUCCUGAACCAGUUCACAGGCUCACCCUAUUUAUACACAGACAUACCCUUAAGACAGGAUUUGUGAACGAAAAGACAAUGGGGAGGCCUUUCCGUUUUCCUUCAACCUUGCAGAGAAAUAUUUGAGGUCAAUUUGGGAGGGACAAAAUGGUUUCAGGACUUUUUCUGUGGGGUUUCAGACACGUGAUUUAUAUAUCCAUGUACAGUGGUACCUCGGGUUAAGUACUUAAUUCGUUCCGGAGGUUUGUUCUUAACCUGAAACUUCUUAACCUGAAGCACCACUUUAGCUAAUGGGGCCUCCUGCUGCCGUCACGCCGCCGGAGCACAAUUUCUGUUCUUUUCUUAUCCUGAAGCAAAGUUCUUAACCUAAAGCACUAUUUCUGGGUUAGCAGAGUCUGUAGCCUGAAGCGUAUGUAACCUGAAGCGUAUUUAACCCGAGGUGCCACUGUACAUGCUUGGUUGGUACAUUUAUGAAUAUAUAUAUAAUCUUAAAUUUUUUAUUUCAUGCCCCUCUUGUUUUCUUCUGCUGUCACCCCAAAACACGGGGAAUAUUCAGGGUGGGCAGGAGGGGGAGUGUGCCAAAUUUCCUGAGUUUUCCUUCCAUGCAGCAACUGGGGUUUUCUCAGGUAGGACAGCCCCGGGAGAAGUUCUCCAUGCCCAGCCGUCGGGUGCCUUCAGAGGCAAAGAGGCUCCCUUCUGCCUGACUGCCCUGAUGGAAAUUUCUGGGGCUUUUGGUGACUUCUCAAUGGGAGGGGAGGAGCCAAGGUAGCUGCCAGCCGGGAGCAGAGAGGAGUUGGACCAGACAACUGUUUGGGUCCUAUUCCAACUCCACAAUUCUGUGAUUCAGUGCUGGCUGUGACAGUGGCCCUCCUCUUCCCUGCAGGAGUUGGACUAUGGAGCGCUGUACGAGGUGCGGACCCCUCACUUCUACGUGGAAGCCAACAAGAUGCCCACAGCCCGGGUGAGUGAGCAUGAAAGGCCCUUGGGAUGCUUUCUGCUCUUGGCUUGUUUCUAAUUCUGAAUAUCUCCAUAUCUCUCCUUUGCAUUCUCACAACCAUAAACAAAUUUGGGGAAUUCCCUAGCUUUUUUCUGGCCCACGUAGAACCAGUCUGGAUAGUUGGCCUUGGUGAAGAAUUGACGUUUUCAUCCCCCAAAAAGUUUUUGAUUUGAGCUUCUACUGAAAUGAGGCUGCAUUUUAAUGUUGUGCUUUAAUCUUGUUUUUAAGUUGUAUUUUAAUCAAUUGUUUUUAUACCUGGUGUUAGCCGCCCUGAGCCCGGUCUUGGCUGGGGAGGGCGGGGGUAUAAAUAAAAUUAUUAUUAUUAUUAUUAUUAUUAUUUAGGGAAACACAGGCGGAGGCUGCACGUAAAAUCAGUUAAAAUGAAAAAGCCGUUCCCUGUAUUUCCUGAACUGAGAAGACACAUUUCUCAGCAGCUUUUGCAGCUUUUGAUCUGGAUUUUUCUGUUGGCACAGAGUAUUUAUUCUCACAACUCUCUAGUCCUCAUGGUCUCGGUGGAAUAAUAAUCCUGGAUUGGACAAGCAUUAGGGCAAUCACAAAGUAUACUUUGGGCAACACGAAAUUAUUUGUGACUGACAAAUUAGAGGGUGGGCAGAGAGAAACUCACCAAUUCCAAACAACAUGUUUGCAAGCUUUCCUCUGCAGUCAUAAAACUAAAACCUUGUCUAAAGCACACAUAUAACAUUUUACUUGCUAUUUAUGUUAUUAGUUAAGUUUCCGUGUUUCCGUCACAGGGCAUAACCAAAACCACCGCAGUAAAGAUCCAUCUACUUAUGAAAUUAAGACAUGCAUAUUUCCAGCACUGUCAGUGAUUUAAGACACAAUCCAGAACAUGUGAUUCUGGAAGCUGUGUGCGAACCUUGGACAAAAGGUGUGUCCUGCAGCUGCCGUUUUCCUUGUGGUUUCUAGAUCACCAGGAUCAAGUGAAAGGCGAGCACUGGUAUCAGCUGGAAUCUAAGCAUUGCCAAGGCUUUCCGCAAAGAAAGCUUGAGAUUCUGCUCCAGGGCUCAAAUUCUGCCAUUCAUUCCCUGCCACAUCAAAUCGCCAAUGUUAGCAAACUGUGUCUGGACCACAGAAAGUUUCAGGGGGCUGAAUCUCCUGAUCCCAGAUAAGCGCUGGAUAGGACUGCAAGCAGUUAAGGGAGAAAUGAGACUUCUGGAUACUGCCCAAUUCCUCGUCCGUCCUUUAUGAAUCCUUUCCCUUGGCCCAGAUUUCCCAUUAGCCUAGCAAAAGAUGCACUCCAAUAUAUUUUAAAACCCCAACACUGGAAGUAAAAUAAAUAAGGCAGGACACACAAGGAUUGGGCGGAUGUAAUCCGCACAGGUUUGUUUGCUCGUUUGCAGUUUGCUCUUAAUUUUGAGACUGCUGCUUUUAGCACAAAUGUGGCGAUAACCUCUCUUGUCUGCAUCUCUCUUUUUUAAUAUAAUCUCUAUUGAUUUUAUGAUUACAUACUAUACAUACAGGGAUGCGGGUGGUGCUGUGGGUUAAACCACAGAGCCUAGGACUUGCCGAUCAGAAGGUCGGCGUUUCGAAUCCUCGCGACGAUGGGGUGAGCUCCAGUUGCUUGGUCCCUGCUCCUACCAACCUAGCAGUUCGAAAGCACGUCAAAAGUGCAAGUAGAUAAAUAGGUACCGCUCCAGCGGGAAGGUAAACGGCGUUUCCGUGCGCUGCUCUGGUUCGCCUGAAGCGGCUUAGUCCUGCUGGCCACAUGACCCGGAAGCUGUAUGCCGGCUCCCUCGGCCAGUAAAGCGAGACGAGCGCUGCAACCCCAGAGUCGGCCACAAUUGGACCUAAUGGUCAGGGGUCCCUUUACCUUUACCUUUACUAUACAUACACACAUUACUUUACAUUUACUCCUAGGAGUUGAUUUCCCUCCUUCCUUCUUCUGGCUUUUUUAUGUCGUCUCUAAGUUUUUUGCAUCGUCUUUAUCGAUUUUGUAUAUUGUUGUUCUUCUUUCAACUUUAUCCGUACAGUGUCUAUAUACAAAUAAAUCUUUCUGUAUAUACACGUUGUUUGUCUAUGUUCAUUUACAGAUACAAUUAAUUACCUUGAUUGUAUUCCACAUUUUAAUUCCUAUUGUCAUUUAACAUCCAGUCAAGUUUCUUUUAAUUUCCAUUCUACUGAUUUCACUAUUUCACCUUAUCCCUCUCUUGUCUUCAUCUUAGUGCACAGUGAAGGCCUUGUAUGACUACAAAGCCCAGCGGGAAGACGAACUGUCGUUCUGCAAACAAGCCAUUAUUCACAACGUUGACAAGCAAGAUGGAGGAUGGUGAGUCCUGGAGUUCAGGGCUUUUUUUCUAGAAAAAGAAGUGCUGGAACUUUUGCUGAGGACCCUCAAAGUCCCUUCCAACUCUACAAUUCUAUGAUUUUAUGCCGCUCCCUCAUUCCCGGCUGGCGGAUCCCAUCAUGGAAUCUCCUCCAACCUCGUGUAAGAGGAGGCAAGGAAAGGAAAGAGAAAUCUCCCCUUUCCUGUCUCCCCUGCUUUUUCUGGCACACUUUUUCUGCAUGGUGUUGACAAGACGGGUGUGUCUCUCUCUGUGUGUGUGAGUGUGAUGGUGUCUUUCUUAACCGCUCUCUUUCUGUUUCCCCAUCAUCUCCCCGGCUCUCCCCUCGCCAUAGCAUGCGGUGCCGGCCCCCCAGUGCCCCCCAAGUCAGUCUGCUUGCCUUGUUCCUGUUACCCUCUCUAGGUGGCGAGGAGACUACGGCGGCAAGAAGCAGCUCUGGUUCCCCGCCAACUACGUGGAGGAGAUCAUGAACACCUCUGUGCCGGAGCAGGAUGAAGCCGUGAGUUCGGACCCCUCUGAGUGAACCCUUUCUCUGCUGCCAUUUUUGACGCCCUCCCACUGGUACUGACAGGGGGACGCCUCUGUUUCCUCCCUCCCUCCCUCCCUCCCUCCCUCCCUCCCUCCCUUCUUCCUUCCUUCCUUCCUUCCUUCCUUCCUUCCUUCCUCCUUCUCUCCCUUCCUUCCUUACUUACUUCGUUCCUUCCUUCCUCCUUCCCUCCCUCCCUCCCUCCCUCUCUCCCUUCCUUCCUUCCUUCCUUCCUUCCUUCCUCCCUCCUUCCUUCCUUUCUUUCUUUCUUUCUUUCUUUCUUUCUUUCUUUCUUUCUUUUUUCUUCCUUCCUUCCUUCCUUCCUUCCUCCCUCCCUCCUUCUCUCCCUUCCUUCCUUCCUUCUCUCCCUUCCUUCCUUCCUUCCUUCCUUCAUUCCUUUCUUCCUCCCUCCCUCCCUUCCUUCCUUCCUUCCUUCCUUCCUUCUUUCUUCCCUCUCUUUCUUUCUUUCUUUCUUUCUUUCUUUCUUUCUUUUUUCUUCCUUCCUUCCUUCCUCCUUCUCUCCCUUCCUUCCUUCCUUCUCUCCCUCCCUUCCUUCCUUCCUUCCUUCCUUCAUUCCUUUCUUCCUCCCUCCCUCCCUCCCUCCCUCCCUCCCUUCCUUCCUUCCUCCUGAGCUCCCCCAGUUCCCAUCUGCACACCCAGAUCCCCAGUGUCGGCCCCCUUUACAGACCCGCUCCAAGAUUAUUAUUAUUAUUAUUAUUAUUAUUAUUAUUUAUUCAGUUUAUACACCGCCCUAUACCCGGAGAGGUCUCAGGGCUGUUCACAAACAAGACCACAACAUAUAAAAUCAAACCAAAAACAAUAACCCAAUAAAAAAACCCCAAAAGAGCCACAUUUUAAAAGUGUAUAGGAUGUCCAACAGAUCAACCAAAGGCCUGGUUAAAAAGGAACUUUUUGCAUGGCGCCUAAAAGUGUAUAAUGAAGGCGCCAGGCGAACUUCCCUGGGGAGAGCAUUCCACAGAUGGGGAGCCACUGCAGAGAAGGCCCCGUUUUCAUGUUGCCACCCUCCGGACCUCUCAAGGAGGAGGCACACGAAGGAGGGCCUCAGAAGAUGGUCUCAGGGUCCGGGUAGGUUCAUAUGGGAAGAGGCGGUCCUUGAGGUAUUUCAGUCCUGAGCCGUUCAAGGCUUUAUAGGUCAAAACCAGCACUUUGAAUUGAGCCCAGAAACUAAUUGGUAGCCAGUGCAGUUGGACCAGGAUCGGUGUAAUGAAGCCACUUGAGUUCUAUAUGGGGGCACCCCAGCCGUGCCUGCAACUCAUUGCUGGGAGGGGGGCCACUUGAAUGGGGAGAAUCCCACGUGACGGUAAAUUGUGCCAUUUUAGGGGAUGAAACCUAAUUUUUGCAAAUUUCUUCAGCUGGGGGUCUUAAAAAUAUGUUUUGGCAAUUUUACACAUGUUUUAUUUACCAAGCAAAACUAAAUUACAUAAACUUAACCAAAAUAUCCCUGGCCAUGUUGCAACUUUUGAGCACCCCUUAUUUGGGGAAAUUGAAAGCGGGGAUAAUCUGACACACCUUAAAAUUGCGGCUGAUUUCGUGGAGUAUGAGAUUUAUCAACGGCUCCUAGCCCCCUGUUUAAGAUGCGAGGCUAAUGAGUUUCUUGAUCCACCAUUACGCUGCUAGAAUCUGCAGCUAGAGCUCUGAUCAAUUGAACUGAUGGAUCAAUUGAGGUCUGCAGCCCGUGUUUGUACAAUGCCCAUUGAUUGUGGGGACGGGUGGUUAAAAGUGAAAUGAAUGUGGUUCAUUUAUGUGUUACUUUUGUGUCUGGGGAGCGUAGCAAGAGAAAGGUAGGGAUUGAGACCUCGAGGUAUCGCAGACCCCCUGUCUUUUGUUGGUUAACCGGCACAGCUUUAAAAACAAGAACAAUAAAUGAAAUCCUGAUUUCUCCCCUCUCUCUUUUUCUCUUGUUCAGUCUGUGGAGAACAGCCCUCUGGGCAACUUCCUGAAAGGUUUCGUUGAUGUCCCUUCCUGCCAUGUAGGUAAGUGUCUGAAGAAGCAGGGACUGGAAAAAGGAGGGGUUAUCGAUGCACCCCCUCCUUGGGGGAGAGGGACUGAGUUUGAAUCCAAACAGGACAGUAUCCUGGAAUACAACCUUCCCUGGGCGUGAAUCCUAGCACUGCUUGUUUGUGGUGGCGCUGUGGUCUAAACCACUGAUCCUCUUGGGCUUGCCGAUCAGAAGGUCGGUGGUUCGAAUCCCCGCAACAGGGUGAGCUCCCGUUGCUCUGUCCCAACUCCUGCCAACCUAGCAGUUCGAAAGCACACCAGCGCAAGUAGAUAAAUAGGUACCGCUGCAGCAGGAAGGUAAACGGCGUUUUUGUGCCCUCUGGUUUCUGUCAUGGUGUUCCGUUGUGCCAGAAGCGGUUUAGUCCUGACAGCCACAUGUCCCGGAAAGCUGUCUGUGGACAAACGCCUCCUCCCUCGGCCUGAAAGCCAGAUGAGCACCGCAACCCCAGAGUCGCCUUUGACUGGACGUAAUCAUCCAGGAGGGGGAUGCGGGUGGCGCUGUGGGUUAAACCAGAGCCUAGGACUUGCCAAUCAGAAGGUCAGUGGUUUGAAUCCCCGCAACUGGGUGAGCUCCCGUUGCUCGGUCCCUGCUCCUGCCAACCUAGAAGUUCAAAAGCACAUCAGAGUGCAAGUAGAUAAAUAGGUACCACUCCGGCGGGAAGGUAAACAGCAUUUCCGUGCACUGCUCUGGUUCGCCAGAAGCGGCUUAGUCCUGCUGGCCACAUGACCCGGAAGCUGUACGCCGGCUCCCUCGGCCAAUAAAGCAAGAUGAGCGCCACAACCCCAAAGUCGGCCACAACUGGACCUAAUGGUCAGGGGUCCCUUUACCUUUACCUUUUAACUGCCCAGGGGUCCUUUACCUUUACCUUUUACCUGCAUUUUAUAAAAUUUGCCUCCCACUUGAUUUUAGAAAACCUCAAAGCAGUUUGCCAAAGGAAUAAGGCCCUGAGGUUAUUAGUGAAGGGAAUUUAAACAUGCAAAAGGAUUGCUUGAGAAAUUAAUCUGCUAGGAGCAGAUGAGGGCAAAACACCUGUUCCCUCCUCCCAGUUGCGCUUGGAAGCUGCCAUUUGGAGACCCUGGAGCAAACGUGGAGGUUGGUGAAGUGAAGGACAUGAGCAUAGCUGCCAACGUUUCCCUUUUUAUAAGGGAAAUUCCCUUAUUCCGAAUAGGAUUCCUCGCAAGAAAAGGGAAAAGUUGACUGCUAUGUACAUGAGGCAGGAGUUGAUAAUGCAGGUGAGCUGUGCACAAGCAAGCUGCCGGCCAGCUCUGCUGAGGCUCUUUUUAUUAGCACAAUAUGCAAAACCAGUCAGAUACAUUUUGGAUACUGUGAGCUUUACACAUCUUCCAAUCCCGAGACCGUGGGGUGGUACAAGGUUAUGUUGGCACCUGUUUCCACCGUGCCAUUUUCCCCUUGGACAAUGUAUGACAAAAGAGACAAAGGUCACAGACAGACCACUAAGAGAGCAAAGGUUAGACAGAGGGCAUGAUGUUCAGAAAGCUGUGGCUUUGUCUAAGGGGGGUGGAGUGUGCUCCACAACCCAGCGAUCAUUCCUACAGGUUGGGUUGUUCGGCUUCCGCCAUCUCCCCAGGACGAGCCCGGCUUUGCCCAUCUCAACGGCAAGCCAAAUUGGCUGCGUUCGCUCGGAAACUGGAAGGCGCACCAGUCAAACUGAACUGGGACUGGGGAGCCUCGGUAGGAAUGUUACAGGAAAUUGUGGUGGGGUUUGUGGGGUUUAUCGGGGCAACGAAGAGAGAGCCUGUCCAUGCUGGCAGCAUCUUCUUCAGUGGCUGGCUUCCAUAGAAUCGUGGAAUUGUAGAGUUGGAAAGGGACCACCUGGUCCAGCCCCCCGCAACGGGAGUGCAGGAACUGUCGCUUGCCCUGCGUGCUCCUCCGCGGAGCAUUCCUGCGUUGAGAGCCUCUUCCAGUAAAGCCAACCCCUCUGAUGUCCUUGUAGUUAUCUCCAAAGACGGGAGGAGCUCCAAACCAUUUGUCUUCACCAUCCAUUCCCAGCAGAUGACCCACCCAUCCCAGUCGCUGGACGUGGCGACAGACACGCAGGAGGAGCUCAACGACUGGGUGGCCAAGAUCCGGGAGGCCACGCAGAAUGCAGAUGCCAGGGUGAGUCUUCCAAGAACUUGUUUUCCUCUGCCCUCUCCAACGCUUUUUCCUUUUGUGCCAUGGCUUUGAAAGCCUGAAGACAUUGUAAGCCUGAUGGGGGGUUGGUUUUUGCUGAUCCACAAGCCACUCUAGAAACCUUUCCAGAGUCAAUAAUAAUAAUAAUAAUAAUAAUAAUAAUUUAUUAUUUCUACCCCGCCCAUCUGGCUGGGUUUCCCCAGCCACUCUUGGUGGCUUCCAACAGAAGGUUAAAAAUACAGUAAAACAUCAGUCGUUAAAAACUUCCCUAAUCAGGGCUAAAUGAUUGCAAUGCGUGAACAGUUCCCAGAGUCUUGUGUUGGGGCCAUGAUAAUAAUAAUAAUAAUAAUAAUAAUAAUAAUAAUAAUAUGCUGCCCAUCUGACUGGGUUGCCCCAGCCACUCUGGGUGGCUUCCAACAAAAUAUUAAAACACAAAACCCACAAACGUUAAGAACUUCGCUAUUCAGGGCUGCCUUCAGAUGUCUUCUAAAAGUCAGAUAGUUGUUUAUUUCCUUGACAUCUGAUGGGAGGGCGCUCCACAGGGCAGGUGCCACCACCAAGAAGGCCCUCUGCCUGGUUCCCUGUAAUACCACUUUUUGCAGUGAACAACAACAAAUUUUAGCAGGUGCAUGCCUGAUAUCAACAGGUUUCAAAGUGUGGGCGCUGCCCCACAAAUGUGGAGUGGGUGUUUUGCGACAUUUAUAACAGUGCCAAUUCCGCCAAACAUUAUAGAUCAGUUGUACAGUACUGUUGUCAGCCGGCUCGCUCUAUUUCACGAAAGUACCGUACAGUGGUGCCUCGCAAGACGAAAAGAAUCCGUUCCGCGAGUCUCUUCGUCUUGCGGGUUUUUUCGUCUUGCGAAGCAAGCCCAUUAGAGGUUUAGCGGCUUAGCGCUACAGUACAGUAUUAGCGGCUUAGCCGGCUUAAAGAUCAGCUGAUAAGCGGCUUAGCAUCAGCUGUUAAGCGGCUUAAAGAUCAGCUGAUAAGCGGCUUAGCCAUCAGCUGAUAAGCGGUUUAGCGGCUUGGGGAAAAGGGGGGGAAAAGGAAAAAAACCCCGCAGGAACUCGCAAGACAUUUUCGUCUUGCGAAGCAAGCACAUAGGAAAUUCGUUUUGCGAAGCACCUCCAAAACGGAAAACCCUUUCGUCUAGCGGGUUUUCCGUCUUGCGAGGCAUUCGUCUUGCGGGGCACCACUGUAUUUUUCACCCUAUAGGACGCACUUUUCCCCCUCCAGAAAUGAAGGGGAAAUGUGUGUGCGUCCUAUGGGGCGAAUGCAGGCUUUCGCUGAAGCCUGGAGAGCGAGAGGCGUUGGUGCGCACCGACACCUCUCGCUCUCCAGGCUCCACGAAGCUACCCGCAAGCCUUGCGCACCCGGGGGAACUCCCCCCGGGCACGCAAGGCUUGCGGGCAGCAGCCUGCAGCGCGGAGCACGGGGCGCCCUUCGGAGGACGCCCCGUUCUUCGCGCAGGUGUCCGCAAGCCUGGCGCACCGGGGGACACGCCCCCCCGGCAGCGCACCGCUUGCGGAGGCAGCCUGCAGCGCGGAGCACGGGGCGCCCUCCGGAGCACGCCCCGUGCUUUGCGCAGGUGUCCGCAGCCUGCCGCCCGGCGCGUGGGGCGUGGGGCGCCCUGAAGCAGAGCACCCCUCGCGCCGGGCAGACAUCGGCCAGCCCCACAAGCUCGGGGGACGGCGGGGAGGCGCAGCGCCGCCAUCCCACUGUUCCCCGACCUGAUUUUGGGGGGGGGGGAAUAAAGGGGAAAAAAUUUUCCUUUAUUUCCCCCCCAAAAAAGUAGGUGCGUCCUAUGGGACGAAAAAUACGGUAAUUAUUCAUAUGGAUGGAUCAAAACGAACAGAUGCUCCGUGGAGUUUUUUCUGACCUUUUCUGCCGUUUGUGUAUCCUGUGCAGAUGCAGGAGGGGAAGAUCAUGGAGCGGAGGAAGAAGAUUGCCCUUGAGCUCUCCGAGCUGGUCGUUUACUGCCGCCCGGUGCCUUUUGACGAAGAGAGUGAGUCCUCUCCAUCUCCCAUCCAGUCCCACGUGCAAAUAGGGGGCAGACAGGCCCCGGGGGAAUCUCUUGACCCAUCAAACUCCUGUCUCUGGGUACCUGCUUCCUUCCCUGCCUGGUGCUGGGAUGCCCCUCAAGACCAUCUUGGCCUUUGAGCCAAGAGGAGUCCAACAGGUGCCCAAAAUUGGCUUGAAACUCCCCAAUAUCUGGUCAUUCAUUCAUUCAUUCAUUCGAGGGAGGAAUCUAAGGUAAUAUUCAGGCUAUCUGCCCAUCUACUUUUCCAAGCACAAUUCAAAGUGUUGGUGCUGACCAUUAAAGCCCUAAACGGCCUCAGCCCAGUAUACUUGAAGGAGCGUCUCCACUUCCAUCAUUCAGCCCGGACUCUGAGGUCCAGCGCCGAGGGCCUUCUGGCGGUUCCCUUGCUGCGAGAAGCCAAGUUACAGGGAACCAGGGCCUUCUCGGUAGUGGUGCCUGCCCUGUGGAACGCCCUCCCACCAGAUGUCAAAGAGAAAAAUAACUACCAGACUUUUAGAAGACAUCUGAAGGCAGCCCUGUUUAGGGAAGCUUUUAAUGUUGAAUAGGUUAUUGUAUUUUAGUGUUUUGUUGGAAGCCGCCCAGAGUGGCUGGGGAAACCCAGCCAGAUGGGCGGGAUAUAAACAAUAAAUUAUUAUUAUUAUUAUUAUUAUUAGCCACGUGCAGCCUCUCCUGGGCAGGGGAUGAAGGCUCCCGCUGCCCAGGAGAGACUGCGCGCGGCUAUCCCAUAAGCCAGGACAGCCAGCGGGAUCGCAGUGCAGCGAUCCUGCUUCCUGUCCUGGCUCCUGGGAUUCAGAAUUAUUUUUUUCUUGUUUUCCUCUUCGAAAAGCUAGGUGCAUCUUAUGGUCUGGUGCGUCUUAUAGGGCGAAAAAUACGGUAGUUUUCUUUCAAAAGAGAGUGUUUCCCAAACCCCGCUUGGACGGGGGGAAUCUGUUCUUUCUUUCUAGAGAUUGGCACGGAGAAAGCCUGUUACAGAGACAUGUCUUCCUUCCCGGAGACCAAGGCGGAGAAGUAUGCCAACCGUGGGAAGGGCAAGAAGUUCCUUCAGUACAACCGCCGGCAGCUAAGUCGCAUCUACCCCAAGGGGCAGCGCCUAGACUCCUCCAACUAUGACCCACUGCCCAUGUGGAUCUGUGGAAGCCAACUGGUGGCCCUCAACUUCCAGACCCCUGGUAGGUCAGCCCCCUUUCCUUACAGCAGCUGCGAUCAGUGGCUGAUCUCUCUCUUUUUUCCUUUUCCCUUUCAUUGCAAGAUUUAUUGACAUUUAGAAAAACAACAAUUGCCAAGCACCAGAAAGAAGAGGAAUAUCAAGAAGACUGGAAGAAAUUUAAGGACUAUUUGAAUAAAUAUUGUAAUGUAAAUAAUUAGAAGUCCCUUGAAAGUACCAAAUAGGCCUAGGAAUAAACUGGGAUUUAAUGAAAUAAAUGGAACCUAGAACACUAAGAAAAGUGAAUAAGAUAGAUAAUAAUUGGAAAUACUUUGUCUAAGAAUGAUAUUGGAAAGCUGUUACAUGCAGAUACAAUGAAAUUCAGAAGGUCAAUCAACAAUGUAAACAAAAUUGGAUCUUUAAGGGAUAUGGGAUUAAGAAUACUUUUUCUUAUUGUUGUGGUCUUGGUUCAGGUUUUUUUUUUUAGUAUUGUAUUGUUUUUUUAUUGGGUUUUUUUUGUUUUCCUUUUUUGUUAUCUUUUAUUUGUUAUAAUUGUGAAAAACUCAAUAAAUAAGUUUUUGGGGAGGGAAAUUAUCAAGGACAAAGCGUUGUCUUCCAGGACAAAUGCCCGUACGGAACGGAUCCCGUUCGUAUCCAGAGGUACCACUGUAGUCACUGCCUACUGACUAUUGUUUGCAACACAGGGGUUAAAUUGUUCCCUCUCCUUCUAGACAAGCCUAUGCAGCUGAACCAGUCGCUCUUCAUGCUGGGGGGCCGCAGCGGAUACGUGCUGCAGCCGGACAUCAUGCGAGACGAGCUCUUUGACCCCUUCGACAAGAGCAGCCUGAAGCACGUGGAGCCAAUCACCGUUCAACUGCAGGCAAGUGGGAAGAGGAGGAGGAAGAGGAGGAGGAGGAGGAGACUGGGGCGGCCCAGCUCCAGCUCCCAUCCGGUGCUUUUCGGCAGGGGAAACUGUGCCGUUCCUUUUACUAUGCACUGUUUUUGGGGGACAGGGGGCAGGCAGGUGUGGGGGACUCCCUGGUCCUGAAUGGGGUAACUGUGCCCCUGAAGGACCAGGUGCACAGCCUGGGAGUCAUUUUGGACUCACAGCGGUCCAUGGAGGCGCAGGUCAAUUCUGCGUCCAGGGCAGCUGUCUCCCAGCUCCACCUGGUACGCAGGAUGAGACCCUCCCUGCCCGCAGACUGUCUUGCCAGAGUAGUGCAUGCUCUGGUUAUCUCCCGCUUGGACUACUGCAAUGCGCUCUGCGUAGGGCUACCUUUGAAGGUGACUCGGAAACUACAACUAAUCCAGAAUGCGGCAGCUAGACUGGUCACUGGGAGCGGCAGCCGGGACCACAUAACACCGGUCCUGAAAGAUCUACACUGGCUCCCAGUACGUUUCCGAGCACAAUUCAAAGUGUUGGUGCUGACCCUGAAAGCCCUAAAUGGCCUCGGUCCAGUAUACCUGAAGGAGCGUCUCCACCCCCAUCAUUCAGCCCGGACACUGAGAUCCGGCGCUGAGGGCCUUCUGGCGGUUCCCUCCCUGCGUGAAGCCAAGUUACAGGGAACCAGGCAGAGGGCCUUCUCAGUGGUGGCACCCGCCCUGUAGAACACCCUCCCAGCAGAUGUCAAAGAGAACAACAACUACCAGACUUUUCGAAGACAUCUGAAGGCAGCCCUGUUUAGGGAAGCUUUUAAUGUUCGAUGCAUUACUGUAUUUUAAUAUUUUGUUGGAAGCCGCCCAGAGUGGCUGGGGAAACCCAGCCAGAUGGAUAGGGUAUAAAUAAUAAAUUAUUAUUAGCAAUAGCAUUAGCAUUUGCAUUUGCUUCCGAAUGCCACUAGCUGGAAACCACAGGAGGGGAGAGUGCAGCUCUCGCACUCGGAUCCAGCUCUCGGGUUUCAGGUUGGCCAACAUGAGAACAGGAUGCUGGGCCUUUGGCCUGGUCCAGUAGGCCCCUCUUAAUGUUCUGACAUCUUACCCUUUCCACCUAGCUCAAUGCCCCACUUCUCCUCCCCACAGAUCCUGGGGGCUCGGCACCUCCCCAAGAACGGACGCAGCAUCGUUUGCCCCUUUGUGGAGGUGGAGGUCUGUGGCUCCGAGUUCGACAACAGCAAAAACAAGACGGAUGUCGUAGGUGAGAAGGCCUGUCUCCUCAGCUGCGGUUGAGAGACAGACAAGACAAACAGAUUACUGGCCUUUCUCUUCCCGCAAAGCAAAACUAGAGCUCCUGGCUGGUUUGCUCUCAUGAUGGGGGGGCUUGCCCCCUCCCACCUGAUCAUAGCAUGUGUAUCUUCUGAGUCAUUUCCUACAGUCUUGUGGCUUUGCAUAGUUCCUAGUUUCCCAGAGGUGGGGUAAGCAAUUUGUGUUUGUGACAGUUUGAACGACCCAUUCAUUUAAGGUUAUAGCAAAUUCAGGUUAAAAACCUCCAAGCCUGCUACCUUCCAGGGGAGUUUGUUCCCCUCUCAAAUGGCUCUUGCCAUCAGAAAGUUCUCCCUAAUGUUGAGUCGGAAUCUUCUUUCUUGUAACUUGAAGCCAUGAGUUUGAGUCCUGCCCUCUGGAGCAGGAGAAAACAUGCUUGCUCCAUUUUUCAUAUGACAUCCCAUCCUAUAUUGGAAGAUGGCUAUCCAUGUCUCGUCUCAGUCUCCUCUUUUGCAGGCUAAACAUACACAGCUCCUUCAACUGUUUCUAGACCCUCUAUCAUCUUGGCCGCCCUCCUCUGCACACCUUCCAGCUUGUCGAUAUCCUCUUUACAUUGUGUUGCCCAGAAUUGGACACAGGACUCCAGGUGGGAUUCAGGGGUCUGGGCUUCCUCCCAAUCUCCUUGUUUCAUUUUAAUUUUCUCCUCCCGGCUCGCAGCUGACAACGGCCUCAAUGCGGUUUGGCUCCUCAAGCAAUUUGUCUUUGACAUCAACAACCCCGAGUUUGCCUUUCUGCGCUUUGUGGUCUACGAGGAGGACAUGUUCAGCGACCCAAACUUCUUGGCUCAAGCCACCUUUCCUGUCAAGGGCCUCAAAACAGGUAUGGGCUGGAUCUCUGCCACACACACAAACACACACACACACCACUUCCUUUCCCACACUGAUUCAUGGCUCUCUCCCCCCAUGAUCCAACAGGGCUCAUUCUCCUUUUUUAAAAAUAAAAUAAUAAUUUUUAUUACGUUUUCAGUUUUUGUAAUCACAAUAUCCACACAUACAUCAAUAAACUCAAACCUCGCUCUCACCAGAGCAUCGACCUCCUCCCUCCCCUCUUCCUGACUUCCGUAUAUAUUUACUUUAAUCUUAGCAUUUCUAUAACCACUUUUUUACCUUCUCUCUUUGUUUUUAUAUUUCUCCUUGUUAAAUGUAAAUCAGUUCCUUAUGCUGUCAUUACAAAACAUUUCAACUCAAAGCUACAAACGUUUUCAGUUGUUUACAAUAUUCUUUCAUAUAUUAUAUAAAUUUGCUCCAGUCCUUUUGAAACAGUUCGUCAUGCUGAUUCUGGAUCUUCCCCGUCAGCUUUGCUAACUCAGCGUAUUCCACCAUCUUACUCCGCCAUUCUUCCAAUGUUGGAAUAUCCUGUGAUUUCUGUUUCUAUUCUCUGCCCCCGUCCCACUGGCCGCGGGUGCCGUGGAAAUGAUGGAGUGGCCCAGUGGGCCUUCCUUGGCAGUCGAUAUUUUUAUAUUAACAGUAUUAUUAUUACUGUUGUUGUUAUGCGAGAAGAAAAGGCUAAGGCAGGGUUCCCCAAACUUAGGCCUCCAACCGUUUUGGGACUACAAUUCCCAUCAUCCCUGACUGCCCAUCCUGGUGAUGGGAGUUGUAGUCCAAAAACAGCUGGACAACCCAAGUUUGGGAAACUCUGGGCUAAGGAGUAAACUCUACACAAAUCCAGAGAGAAGUCCCCAAGACGGUUGGAAGGUGUCUUGUACGCCUCCUUCCGGCAGCGCCUGCAGACCAGCUGGUGCCCAAUUUAUUGCUCCGCUUUCGCUUGCGUUCAACUGUGGUCUCUGCCUGCAGGUUACAGGUCGGUGCCCCUCAAGAACAGCUACAGCGAGGACCUGGAACUCGCUUCCUUGCUGAUCCACAUUGAAAUUGUCAAUGCCAAGGUAAGAAAGAUGCUUGCGGUAUCUGAUAGGCUGCUUCGCCCUCCACUGGCAGAUGGGCAUCUAAGGCCCCGGGGUGCAAUGAGUUGCCCAUGGUUAAAAGCAAGAGUCUGUAAUUCUGCGUGGACCCUCUUGGCUUUGACCUUAGCAUCAAAAUACUUAGAGAAAGGAGCUGCGUUUGCUGAGAAAAUGUGGUUGUGGUUCUCUCAGGGUUUCAAGUUAAAAUGCAUUUAAGAAGUGUCAUAAUUUUUCCUUUACUGUUUUAUCUUUUGGGGGGUGGGUUGUGUGUAAGAUUUUUAUUAAAUUUUCUGUUUUACAAUUUAGAAUGUUCAUUUAAACAACCUUAAAAUGUCCAUGACUUCCUUUCUUCUCUUUCCAUGGUUCAUUUUGCAUAUCACAAAUCCCUGCAUAUUUUACAUAGACUAAACCAUUCAGCAAUCCAUUAUUACAUCCAUCAAAACUUUUUUACACUGUUGGAUUCAUCUUAAUGCUGCCGACAUUUUGAAGUGUACACAAUUCCCCUCACCAUAUAUUCAGUAAACAUUUUCCAAUCUUCUUUAAAUGUAUGCUCUUCUUGUUAUAGAAUAAGAGAACAAGAGAACAUAUAGAAUAUGUUAGGUCCGCAAGCUGCGCAUAUUCCAUCAGUUUAGGUUGCCAUUCUUCUUUAGUGGGGACCUCACUCGUUUUCCAUUUUUGAGCCAACAGAACACGGGCCACAGUAGUGGCAUACAUAAAUAACUUUUUAAAACCUGUUUUAUCUUUUGUAAACCGCUCUGAGGUUUUCCGCAAUCAAGUAGACACAUUUUUGUCUACUUGAAGAAGCCAUAGUCCGAUAUGAAAAAUACAAAUAUUUAGGUUACAAAACUGUAAAAAUAAAGAAAAAUUAAGUUUGCAAAACAAUAAUUACCAUGUGGUUAGGGCAGAUCAACAUGUCAGUGUCUAUCCCCAGUGUAAAUACGACAUAUCGGCAAAAGUCGGAAAUUGCAUGAUAACUAUAGCAUGUAUACGAAAAUCGAUUUCAGAUUUGAAAUCAGCAUUGAAAGAACAUACAGUGGUGCCUCGCAAGACGAAAUUAAUCCGUUCCGUGAGUCUCUUCGUCUUGUGGUUUUUUCAUCUUGCGAAGCACGGCUAUUAGCGGCUUAGUGGCUAUUAACGGCUUAGCGGCUAUUAACGGCUUAGCGGCUUUAAGAAAAAGGAAACAAACUCGCAAGAACUUGCAAGAUGUUUCGUCUUGCGAAGCAAGCCCAUAGGGAAAUUCGUCUUGCGGAACGACUCAAAAAACGGAAAACUCUUUCGUCUAGCGAGUUUUACGUCUUGCGAGGCAUUCGUCUUGUGGGGCACCACUGUAUAAGAACAGUUGAAAAAUCUCACACAAAAGAAAAAGGGGGAAAAAUUGUUCCCCAGUAUACUGUGUAUCCCAAGGGAAUACAUUUUUUUACAUACCUCCAAUUUGUACAUAGAUAUACAUGUCAUUUUCAAUGCUAUAUAUGUCAUGUUCAGUGCUAUAUAAGUCACUUACAUUUAUGCUCAUAUUGUACUACUUUGGCUAUGUGUUUAAUAAAAUAUUGAAUUCUUGCAUUGUGAAAAACAAAGAUCAUGGUGAAAAGUGAAAAACAUGAAUUGUAAAAAACCCCUAGAGCUUACAGAACAAAACCAACUUCAGAUAUGAAAUCAGCACGUCGAAAUUAGGUUAGAACAACUGCAGGUGUGAAUGCAACAAAAAUUUUGUCCCCCAGUGUAAUAGUCCAAUCCCUUGCGAUAAAUGCAAGCUGGUGCCUUGGAAGCUGCAAGGCAAGGCAGUAGCCCCCCUCUGGGGCUCAGGGCUUUGCCACCCACAGCAGUUCCUCUGUGUGUUGCAGGAAGAAGACGAUGAGAACCUCUACUCCUCCAUCCAGCAAUUGCGCGACCGCGCCAACGAACUCUCCAACCAGGUAUCCGGCUUCGAGCACAGCAACAACAGCGACUCUCGCUACCAGCAGCGGCUGGACGAGCUGCGAGCGGCUCAGGAGCGCCUCAUGGAGCUGACGGAAGUGCGCAACAGGAAGUGAGUGGGCGCCACUGGGCUCUCCCUUCCGGAGGAGUCUUGCGAGGUUCUCCCUCUGCCCUACAACCCUGCAAUGUAGCCUGAGCUGAGAGUUGGUGAUUGGCCCCAAGAGCACGGAGACCUGUGGAGAUCUGAACCCAGGACUCCUGGGUCCCAAUCCGGCACUCUGUAACCGCUAUGCUGCCUGCUCUCUUUAAGUUCUCGAGGAGAAAGCUGGCCAAAAUGUAUAGGUGCCAGGAAAUUUUUUGCUGGAAAUGCAACAUGAAGGAAGGGAACUUCCUACACAUGUGGUGGUCCUGUGCUAGGGUUAAGGCCUUCUAGGACAAUAUACGAUAUACGAUAUCUUUAUUGUCAUUGUCCCAUGUAGAACAAUGAAAUUGAAAAAUUACAUAAAACUACAGAAAAACUACAUAAAACUACCACAAAACUACAUAAAAACUACAUAAAACUACUACAACAAAACUACAUAAAACAUUCAAAAACCCCUAAAAACUCUUAAAACCCCAUUUUAAAAUACACUAUACUAUAAAGACCCCUUAUGCUGCAUUUAGAACCAGAAUUGCAUUUGCGUAGAAACUGUUUCUCAGGCGGCUAGUCCUGGCCAUUAUUUACAAUGAAUUAAAAAAAUACUAAAAUAUAACUUUAGUAAAAAACCAGAGGCAUUUCUGUUAGGGCUAUUUGAUGAAGAAAUUAAUAAAAAAGAUGUAAAUUUAUUAAUGUAUGCCACAACGGCAGCGAGAAUCCUCUUGGCUGAAAGGUGGAAGCAGCAAGAGAUCCCUACAUUGAAAGAUUGGAGACUAUAAAUGGUAGAAUUUGUGGAGUUGGCGAAGCUGACGAGGAGAAUUAGGAAUCGUCCCGAAGAAAAAUAUCAAAAGGACUGGAACAAAUUUAGUUAUUACUUGAAAGAAAAUUGUAUUCAUUUAAAAACGUUUGUAGCGUUAAUGUGAAAUGUUUUGUAAUGUGAAAUUAUGAUGCUGAUUUAUAAAUAAGAAUGUGAUUUUUUAAGGUGAUUAUAAGAUAAAGAAGUGAUUAUAGGAAUGCGAAAGAUAUGUUAUAGGCUAUAGGGAUGUCAGAAAGAGAAGUAGAAGGAAGUCAAAGCUCACUUUAAGCAAAUAAGAUGUUGUGAAUCUGUGCACUGAAUUAAAAUGAAAUAUGUAAAAACUCAAUAAAAAUUAUGAUUAAAAAAAAGUUCUCGAGGAGAAGCUCCCAGGCCCACUCAGACGCCAAUCAUUCUCAACAACAACAACAAUCUUUAUUACGGUCCAGAGACCCAACAAAUCGUUACAAAGCAAUACACAAUUCAUACAGCCUACCUCCAGGUUAAACAAGCAUUUUGUUCAGACUUAAAGAUAGGGAUCAUUGGUUCUUGCAACCACCGAUAAAAACUUCACCACUGCUAAUGUUCCAGUGUUUGUCCAGUCUUCCAAUAGGAACCUUACAUAGUGAGCCUCUGAUUUUCCCGGGAAAGGUACCAGCAAGGGUAGUAUCAGUUCAGCCCUGGCUUGCUCAUAUUUUGCACAGUGCAACAAAAUAUGUUUUAUGGAAUCGAUGUCUUGAGCACACGAGCAAAGUCUGUCCUGGUAGGGAACCCACCUGCCAUCCAACACUGCAGAAGGAAAGACGUUUAGUCUGGCUUUGGUGAAAAGCCUUCACUAGUUUGGUACUGUCAGGUUUUUAAUGUAAGAUGUUAACUUAAAGACAUGCCCAUAUUGUACUCCUACUGCCAGCGGACUACAGACUGCGCGUGAUCGAGAUCGCAAGUCACUGUGUGUAUUAUCCCAUAAUUUUUGCUUUAAUAUCUUUUGGGCACCUUCAUAACCCAGGUAAUACAGUUGGGGGGGGUGACAGACCAAUAGAGGUGGCUUUUUUAGCCAUGGUUUUCUGCCAUUUGCUGACAAAUUCCUCAUUGGUCAGGUGUUGGUACAAACCCUUCCCUAGAUCAAACACUGAAAUCCUGAGCCAAUGUUUUAGGGCAGCCCACCACGCUUUAGUUGACAUUGGGCAUUCACCAGCUUCUAACAGAAGUAUGGAGUUGGGGACAGAGUUGGGUACCUGCAGCAGAGAUCGUAGAAAUUUUGCCUGAAAGCCAUCUAGCUUUGGCAGGUCCCCAUUAUCAUUCUCUUUGUUUUCCCCAACGCAGGUUGAUGGAGAAGAAGAAGCGAGACCGGCAGCUGGCCAACAAGCGGAACUGAAGCAAGGCCAGCGUCCCUGGCUCGCCCCUGCCGCUGGGGGGCCUGGAGGCAGCCUCUUCCUUCUCCCCACCAAGCCCCAAAAUGGCCUUUCCCACCAGCCACUGCCUAGACAGUUCUCUGCUGCCCAAGUCCCAGCUGGCUGGCUUCCUGGCACUGGGGGCAGAGGCUGAAGUGGCCACAGCAAGAGCACCCCCCAGGGGUGAUGGGAAGCAGGAAUCCGAGCAGACUGACCGCCUGCGGGGAUGGAGACCCCCCAAGUUCCCGCAGGCCCCAUUACGGACGUCGGACGUGGGCCUUGUCGAAAAGUUUGCUUGAGCUUAAUUUUAACCCGUAGCGGCGGAGCUGGGCUUUUUAUUACUUUUAAUUUAAUCAUUCCACCCACCCCCCGCUUAAUCCUGGCCACUUUAUGGUCGCAGCUUGGAAGAAGUCUCUGGUGUCACUUGCAGGACAGUUCCUACACCUAACCCCGCACAUUGCAAACCUGCAGAGGCCGAAAAGCUGUAGUAGUAGGAAUCCGGGGCAGAGGAAAUUACAGCUGGAUGCAGAGGACUUGCAAAGGGAAGCUGUGAAAAAUAGAUCCCGUGGGGUGAUAGUUAGACAUCAAAGGUUACUGAGCGGGAGGAUCAGUUGGUGGGGGCAGGAACAAGAUGCACCCUUUCCUCCCCAGAGAGGCAUAUUGAGUCUGCUGUGAAUACAGAUGUGCCUCACAGCGAGCGAGCGCCUCUCCAUCCUUAAGCACAAAAGUUCUCUGUCCGCAAACCUCGCUGUCACGAUGGCUGCACUCUGUCUCGGAGGCAGUGGUCUCCUGAGUACCGGUUGCUGGAAGCCACAAGAGGGGAGAGUACAGGUCUUGCGUUCGAAUCCUGCUUGCAGGUUUCAAACAAGGGGCAUCUAUCUGGCUGGCCACCGUGAGAACGGGAUGGCUGGACCAGAUGGGCCGUUGGCCUGAUCCUGCAGGCUCUCCAUACGUUUGAUCCGGAAUAGAUCUCGUUUAUUUUGAGGGGGCUUAUUCCCAUUAAGCGUGCACAGCACAGAAUACGGCAGCCGUGGUAUAUUUAUUUAUUUAUUGCUGGAAGGGAGGAAGUUCCCUUGCUCCCGCUGCCUUUCAGUUGAGAAUAUCCCCCAGUGUUUCCUGUUGUUGCAGAGAGUAGGCUCUGUCCUGCUGUAUCUCAGACACCAGGAAGGGAGUUGGCCCAGGGACUGUGAUCGUGGCUUUGCACCAUCUGGCCUUGAUAGCUUGGCUGCCUUAUUAAGUGUCUUCAAAUGGAAGUAGGGAAAGGGCCUGCAGGCGUUGUGGGGAGAAGCAAGCCCUAAGAAAUGUCAUUUGUUUGAGGAGGAACAUCUGGAUUCGCCACCACUUUCACUUCAGCUGUCGGCAGACUCCUGUAAUUUCUUUCACUGGGGGCUUAGCACACCACAGGGCAAGCCAUGGUAGGAACAGGCACGUGGUAGGAGACCCCCCACCCUACCCCUAGCUGUCUCUUUUACAUCCAUACUGGCCAGAGAGAGAGGGAAGCUAUGGAGCACAUCAGUAAAUCAUAGUAAAAAUACCGCUCCACAUUUUUGGUGGUGGGUCGAAUUGAAAACUUCCCUUCCUCUGCUCGGAAGGAGUCACGAAACCAGAGCUUUCCAAACUUUGCACGUCGGUGGCACACGUUUUAGACAUGCAUCAUUUUGCGACACAGUAAUUCACUUUUACCAGCAAGCCUAAACUAACCCCUUUCCAGCCCCGGGAGCAGUCCUGUGACAUCUAUACCUAUGUUUAGGGAAGUUUUUAAUGUUUGAAGUUUUAUUCCUUUUUUUAGUCCUCUGCUGGGAGCCGCCCAGAGUGGCUGGGGAGACCCGGUCGGAUGGGCGGGGUAUAAAUAAUAAAAUUAUUAUUAUCAUUACACACUGCUGCCGACACACUAACGUGUCGCAACACACCGUUUGGAAAGCUCUGCCAUAAACAUUUGCAUUUUGAGAAUCUGUGUUUCAGAGGAGAUGUCCAAUGUCUUGCCCCUGGUCCCUUAGUAGGACGGCAAGCCAAGGCGUCACCGUUCACCUUAGUGAGUUCUUCCUUCUUUCCCAGGGAAAGAAUUCCAGGGAUUCUGCAGUAGAAUCACGUACAACGAUAAAGCAAACCCCAACAGCUGUGUCCUUCCUACCGAUUGCAGAAUUUGGGCCAUUUUAGAAGCCUAACCCAGGGCCUGAUGCUGGGGGGGUGGAAUUCUGCCAAAAGUCUACACGCACUGGAAUUGAGCCCACGAGCAAGUGACUCCCCCAAAUCAUUGUGGCUUAUAGUGGCAGCUCCCAACUCACAGGCUUCAUGGGAAGGCAGAAAGCUCCCGCUGCUACUAUGAGGCCUGUUUGAGUGAUGAGAUGGUCUUAGGAGAGGUUCUGGUGAAGUUUUGUUGAUGGGGAAAGUUGGCCUGUAUGCAGAAAUGGAAAGCUUUGUGCAGAAAGACCAAAUGUACAGGUAGAGAAACAAGUCCGAAUUGGCAGAGUUAAGUUUGCGAGAAAAGGGCUGAAGCCACAGGAAAAUCGCUGCUGCCCAAACCAGGUUGAGAGGAGUGGGACAUGUCUGCGGGAGUCCUCCUGCAAACCCACUCGCCCAGUGAUGUUUGUGCAGGAAAGUUGUGGCCUGUAGGGAAGAGGGAAGGUGAAGGUGGCUGUGAGAAGCUGGCAAGGAGAGCGAAGAAGAGACCAGGAAGAUCCCAAGUACCAGAUUUAUUGGUGGGGUGGCUAGCUGCAUUCUGCCAAACUCUUGCUGUUUGAGCUAUCUUUGCAGCCUAUUCCUUUGCUGUGGUGUGAGGGAUGUCCUGAGCUCUUUAAAAAGGGUCUGGUAGAGAGGUGGGGGCAUUUUAGGACCUCGCAGGACCAUGCAGAAAUGACCACCACGAAGCACUGAUAGGGCCUGGAGCUGCGGGGUGCAAAAAAAGUUUAGAGAGAAGAGCAGAAUUGUCUUCCUUCAGAUAAGUGGAUGCCAAAGCUAGAGAGAAGCAGCUGCGAGGAACUCUGCACAAGCCACACCCCAGAAUAUUUUGUCACAAGCAGGCUGAGGAUUCUAACUUUGGCUGUUUAAAGAGAAAACGGAACAUGCAUUCCAAAGCAAGGAUAAGCGUUGACAUGCUGGGGAAAUCUCGGCUGCUAGAAAAGGGCCGGAGGCGAAAUGCAACAAGCCAGAGACUUAAUUUGGCUUCACCUUGCAGAUUUACCCUGCAGGUGUUGAGAAGGGCGGCGGUUCCAUGCCUGGAAUGCUUGCUCCGUCUUCCUCCCCAUCCUGGCUCCUUCCUUCCAUGGGCACAGAUCAGAGCUAUGGCAGAAGGUCCUUUAAAAGAGCAUUAGGCAAAUUCAUGGAGGGCUAUUGAUGGCUGCUGGCCAUGAUGGUUCUGGUCUGCCUCUGCGGUCAGAGCCAGAAAUGCUUCCAAAGACCAGUUUCUGCGAUCUCACAGGAGGGGGGAGAGCUCUUGUGAUCGAAUCCUGCUCGUUUGUUUGGCCACUAUGAGAACAGGAUGCUGUGCUAGGUGAGACCUUGGCCUGAUCCAGAAGGGAAAGGCUUGUGUUCUCUCAUCCGGGCCACCAGAAUAGCAUUGCUUUAACUCCCUUCUUCACUUACUUUGGCCAGAGAGGGGCAGGGAGAGAGAUGAUGUACCACAACGACCACAUUUAAAACCCUGUUGCCUCAAAGCAGGCAAUAGGUUCUGCCCCCUGCAGGGGACCAGACUUUGCCUAGCCCUGCCUUGAAAGCAAGGGUGUGGUGCUUCCUACUCGUGUGUAACUUCCCCUAUGGAAUCAUAGAAUCAUAUGGACUAUGGAAUCAUAGCUCAACCCCCUGCAAUGUAGGAACCUUUUGCGCAGUGAAAGAGGCUCAAAAGAGAAUGGUCAGUGCUAUAAGUUUGCAAGGAGAUGACUUGGGCAGCUGGCUGGCUGGGCCUCUGCAGUAGCUGCCGGUCAAGGGAAUUUGGGUUAACUGUGAUACUGACCCUUUGCAUGUUCACAUCAUCAAAAGCAGAUUCUUCCGACUAAUUUCAAAACCUAGUAUCAGUGGUUGUCUCUUUUGUAAUUUACACGGGGCUCGAGGGAGGGCACAAGCGAGCCUCGCCUUGGCCAGAGCCAUGAGUUCCAGUUUACCUACCAUCCAUGCCUUUGAACCUGGAGACUUCCUAGCUCUUCAAUACCACGGUUGCCGGACAGGCUGCAGACCACAUGGGGCGAUGGAGGAAAAGGCUUGAGGGAGCAGGUGAAGUUUCUGAGCACUACUCAAUCUCAGUGUGCAGGCAGAAUCCACCUCCCAGUUAGAAGAACCCAACUCGAAGCUUCUUUUGUGGGAGGGUUGCUUACGCAGGGUGGGGAGAUUCGCCCCGACCAAGAGGGGAGGGCACAACAAGCACAAGAGAGUCAGCAAAUAUAGCAGCACUGUUGUUGCAAAGAGAUGUCCCUUCCAGUGCCACUCUGGGGAGGGACCCAUGUACCCUUUGUAUGAAAAUAAAAUCUAUUUAGCCAGUAUUUAUACAGAAAAGUGCUUUGCCUGUCUGGCUUCUUUCCUCUUCCUGUCAAGGGUGCGGUUGUGCUUUCAACUUCACAAACAUCCACUUAGCUGCC
This is a messenger RNA of Podarcis lilfordi (Lilford's wall lizard), 88011 nucleotides long. Lineage: Eukaryota; Metazoa; Chordata; Lepidosauria; Squamata; Lacertidae. The record is from the annotation of a GenBank genome assembly.